AUGCGCACUCGCGGCAUUGAUCACAGACAGAGCCGCGAACCGCGGAAAACGGUACCCGGUGCGAGGAGGGAGCUUCAGGCUGAGGUUCCCAACUAGGCAGGAGGUAAACCUGGUCGGAAAAUAAUAAAACGGACCAGGUGACUGAGGGAAAGCAGGGGUGGGGGAGGGAGGGAAUGGAGGAAAAAAACAAUAAUUUACCACAAAAGGACAAGUAAAAGCAUAAAUAAUGCAAAAGUACCCAACUAUACAGACAUAAUUAGACAAUUUUCCAGAUUAUGAGAGAGAUGUAAAAAUUGUACUUAGCUGAGGAGGCAGCAGCAAAAGAGAGAGGAGUGGCUUAGGGUCACAUGAGACAUUAUUUUGCUAGGAACACUCUCAUUGGUUAAUAUGUUAUAUGUGGUUAACCCUUUGGGGUCAAUGAUGUUGCUAUUGAAUUUUUUCGUUGAAUAUCUACAAUAUUUAAAAUAUCCUUUCUUUUGCUGCUGAGGAAUAAAGAAAGAGAUAAGCAUAAUAGGAGCCUCCGUGUCCUUUAAUAAAAUUCAAGUCCUUUAAUUACUGCCGCCACAGACCAACUGUGAUAUUUGAAUGUGCUAGUAUCAGUGGCGUACUAAGGGGGGGGCGGGGGGGGGCGGUCCGCCCCGGGUGCCAGCCGGGUGGGGGGUGCCAUGGCCAGCCCCGCCGCCCCUUCCCCCCCCAUGCUGCAGCCGCCCGAGCGCUCUGUAAAGAGCCUCAGGCGGCUGCAGCUUUGCCCGGGCGGUGCGUCCAUGAGGGCGGACCGCACCGCCCGGGCGCAGCCUGAGGAGAGGCUGACAGGAGGGAGCGCUCCUGUCAGCUCCCUCACUGCAGCAUGCUAGUCCGACGGGUACAGAGAGCAGCUGUCUCCUGUACCCGGCCGGACUAACAGGAAGUGCACACUGAGUGUGCACUUCCUGUUAGUCCGGCCGGGUACAGGAAACAAAAGCUCCCUGUACCCGCGGACUAUACAGGGCUCGGCCACGCUACAGGGAGGUAGGGGGGAGGGGGAGAAAGAAGGGGGGGGAGGUGAGAGAGAGAAAUAAGGUGAGAGAGGGGUGAGAAAGAGAAAUAAGGGGGUGAGAGAGGGGUGAGAAAGAGAAAUAUGGGGGUGAGAAAGAGAAAUAAGGGGGGGUGAGAAAGAGAAAAAGGGGGGGUGAGAAAGAGAAAUUGGGAGGAGGAGAAGGAAAUUGGAGCGGGAGGAGAGAUUGACAUUCAUCACAUACACACAAUGCACCCCUUGCACACAGAAAAACACACAGACACACAUACACAAGCAAUGCAACCGUUACACACAAUGCAUCCCUUACACACACAGAAACACACAAUGCAUUCAUUACACACACUCAAUGCACCCCUUACACACAUUCAAUGCAUCCCAUACAUACACAGAAACACACCUUGCAGCCCUUACACAUACAAACACAAUUUCACACAAUGCAUUCCUUACACACAUAUCAGGACAUCCCCUACACACUCCACCCCCUGUGAACAAACUCAUUGGUGGAACAUGAAGGUGGACCCUGGGACCCAGACCUUGAGCUGUGUAAAGGACCCCCAAAAAAUGGAGCUGCUUCCCGUUCUCCCAGAACAUUGAUUUUUGUGACCACAGUUACAAACCGCCUCCAGAGAGCCUGUUCUGCACCAGACCAGUGGAGCCAGACUGCAGCUAGAGCCCAUCAUCAUCCUCAUCUGGUUGUAAGUAGGCAAUCUAGUAUAUUAUUCGUGGCACUAAGCUCUAAUUUACCUCACAUUAAAGAAACACUAUAGUCCCCAGAACCACUUCAGCUUAAUGUAGUGGUUCUGAUGUCUAUAGCCUGUCCCUGCAGGCCUUUUAAUGUAAACACGGCGGCACUGCAGCACUGGCGUUAGUUAACAUGGCAAAUCAUAUGGCUGGGACAUUGUGAUGUCACAUGGGGGACGGCAAACUUUACUUUUGCCUUUGGCGGCAAAAAUCCUUGUACCGGCCCUGGCUGGAGGGGGCUGUGUGAGCUGUGGCCGCACAGUGUCCCAUGGUAGUUAGGGUGAUGUGUAGUUAGGAAAUGUGUAUGUGUGACUGUCUGCCUGUGACUGUGUGUGACUGUCUGCCUGUGACUGUGUGUGACUGUCUGUCAGUAACUGAGUGUGUGACUGUGUCUGUAACUGAGUGUGUGACUGUCUGCCUGUAAAUGUGUGUGUGGGGCUGCAGGGAUUUUGUAGAAGGGGUGGGGUUUUUGUAUUGGGACAGGAGUCUUUAUAAGGGGGGAUAAGCAGGGGAUUUGUGGAAGGGGGUUGCGGGGGUUUUGUAGAUGGGGCAGUACAGGAUUUGUAGAAGGGGCAGGACAGAGGUUUUGUAGAUGGGGCAGGGCAGGACAAGGGUUUUGUAGGAGGGGCUGACAGCGGUUUUGCAAAGUUUACAAAUUGUAAAAAUAAAAGAAAUAAAACCUUUAACAUUUUUUUAAGGUUUUUUUUUUUGGGGGGGGGAGGGUGGGGGGUGCCAAGCACAGGAUCCGCCCCGGGUGCCAAAUGCUCUAGGUACGCCCCUGGCUAGUAUGCUGCUUAUUGCAAAUAUGAUCAUUGUGUUACUAGCUGUUUAACAAGGGAGAGACAUAUCCAUGAGUUCAUGAGAAUACAAAGAUGUCAAUAUCCUAUGAUAAAUUGAAGGGAGCUUAUUUCCUAGAAAGAGGCCCAACAAAUUGCUCCUCUCAACUAUCUCACCUCGCCAGCCUCCUGCCCACAGACUAUAGUCCUGAUCUCAAGAGCCCCUAAAGUGGGUAUGGGGCUCCGAACACUUACUGUGCUUGCCAGCCGGAUACUCUGGAUAUAUAUUUUGUGGUGGUAUGGUCUAGGGAAAGGGGGUUCAGGCAGACAUUUUCGCUGGCCAUCCUCUGGCAGGUGGGGCUCCGGGGAGGGGGACUGCCUUCCUCCCCAUCUGCAGUUUGAGCUUCCGGGAGAAGAAGUAGUCAGCCUCCCUUCUCACAAUCUAGGGAGAGAAAGAAGUUGGCCUCUCUCCCCAGCAGGAGAAUGGACUCCAGGCCCCCUAAAAGGGCAUGGGGGCCACAGAUUCUUUCUGUGCCUACCAGCCAUACCUUAUGAACUGGACUCUUUUUACACAUCGAGUGCCUGACUAGGACAUACUCAAACUAUUCCUCGUAUUGGGACUGUGUCAUGGUCUGGUCAAUCUUUAAAGGACCACUCUAGGCACCCAGACCAUUUCAGCUUAAUUAAGUGGUCUGGGUGCCAGGUCCUUCUAGGGUUAACCCAUUUUUUCAUAAACAUAGCAGUUUCAGAGAAACUGCUAUGUUUAUGAAUGGGUUAAGCCUUCCCCUAAUCCUCUAGUGGCUGUCUCAUUGACAGCCACUAGAGGCGCUUGCGUGCUUCUCACUGUGAUUUUCACAGUGAGAGCACGCAAGCGUCCAUAGGAAAGCAUUGAGAAUGCUUUCCUAUGUGACCGGCUGAAUGCGCGCGCAGCUCUUGCCGCGCGUACGCAUUCAGCCGACGGGGAGGAGAGAAGGAGGAAACUCCCCGCCCAGCGCUGGAAAAAAGGUAAGUUUUAACCCUUUCCUCGCCAUCCAGCCUGGCGGGAGGGGGACCCUGAGGGUGGGGGCACCCUCAGGGCACUAUAGUGCCAGGAAAACGAGUAUGUUUUCCUGGCACUAUAGUGGUCCUUUAAGCGGGUAUUGCUCUGUUCUCCGAUAUCCAAUGGAGGUCAAUUUGUGUGCUAUGUCUCUAGGACUGCGAGGGCACAACAGGGAGCUGAUUGUAUUAGCUGUAGAUAAUUUCAUUAAGUGCCCCGUCAGAGCGAUUGCUUUGUAUGGAUCAGCCACUACAUUAAAAUUACUGACAGGUGAAGUGAAUAAUAUUGAUAAUGUUACAAUGGCACCUGUCAUAGGCAGGGGUAUAUUAAGCAGCAGGUGAACAGGCAGAUCUUCAAUUCCAUGUAUUGGAAGCAGGAAAAAAAUGGGCAAGUGGAAAGAUCUGAGUAACUGACAUGGGCCAAAUAGUGAUGGCUAAACAACUAGGUCAGAGCGUUUCCAAAACGGCAAGUCUUGUGGGGGAGCUCCCGGUACGCAGUGGUUAGUAUCUACCAAAAGUGGUGUGAGGAAUGACAUUCAUUAUCAGAGUCAUGAGUGCCAAAGUUCAUUGAUGCACAUGGGGAGCGAAGGCUAACCCAUCUGGUCCGAUCACACAAUGGAGCUACUGUAGCUCAAAUUGCUGAAAACCUUAGUGCUGGCCAGAAAAUAAAGGUGUCAGCACACACAGUGCAUAGCAAUUUGCUGGAUAUGAGGCUGCAUAACUGCCGACUGUCAGAGUUUCAAUGAGGACAACGGUGAGAGCGGCUUCAGUGGGAACAUCAGACCUGGAUUAUGGAGCAAGGUUGAUAAUUUAUGUUUUCUUUUAUAUCAGGUGGAUGGACAGAUGCAUUUACCUGGGCAGAGAUGGCAGCAGGAUGCACUAUGGGAAAAAGGCAGGCCGACAGUGUUAUACUCUGGGCAAUGUUCUACCGGGAAACCUUGUGUCCUGGCAUUCAUGUGGAUGUUACUUUGGCACCUACCUAGAGAUUGUUGCAAAGAUCAUCAGAUCACCUCUAUCAGCAGGAUUAUGCACCCUGCCAAAAUUGUUCAGGAAUGGUUUGAAGAACAUAAAAAAGAGUUAAAUGUAUUACCUUGUAGGGAUCGACCGAUUGUCGGUUUUGAAGGUUAUUAUCGGCCGACAUUCAGAUUUUUUGUAUCGGCUCAUAAUCACCGGAAAUACCGCGUCCAUAAGGCAUUUCCAUUUUGUGCAUUUACCACUUAAAAGGACACUCCAGUGCCAGGAAAACAAAUCGUUUUUCUGGCACUGCAGGUCCCCUCUCCCUCCCACCCCCCAUCCUGCCGAUGUCGCUCGGCAGUGGUUUAGGGUCCGCCCACUCUCCCCCCCACCGACGUCAGCCAGUGGGGGAGACCGAUUGCGCAUGCGCAGCAAUGCCGCGAACGCGCAUUAGACCUCCCCAUAGGAAAGCAUUAUAAAUGCUUUCAAUGCUUUCCUAUGGGGAUCUUAGCGACGCUGGAGGUCCUCACAUAGCGUGAGGACUUCCAGCGACGCUAUAGCACAUAAAAUCUGUGCUAUAGACCAGGAAGUGCCCUCUAGUGGCUGUCUAGUAGGGUUAAGGGUAGUGGGAGUUGGCACCCAGACCACUCCAAUGGGCAGAAGUUGUCUGGGUGCCUGGAGUGUCCCUUUAAUAAAAAAGAUUUGCAAAAAAAAAAAUGUUUCUUCUCAAAAAGGUAAAUGUACAGAAUAUCGGUAAGUUAUCGGCUAUAGGCCUGACUUAUCAGUAUCAGCUCUAAAAAAAUAAAAAUAAAUUUUGGUCGAUCCCUAUUACCUUGGCUUCCAAAUUCCGCAGAUCUCAAUCAAAUUGAGUAUCUGACGAAUGUGCUGAAACAACAAAUCGGAUCCAUGAAGGCCCCAUCUUGCAACUUGCAUGACUUAAAGGAUCUGCUGCUCAUCUCUGGACACAUUCAGAGGUCUUGUGGAGUUCAUGUCUCAACACAUCAAAGUGUUGUGGCCACACAGAGGGGCCUACACAAUAUUAGGCAGGUGGUUUUAAUGUCGUGGAUGAUCAGUGUAUGAAUAUAUGGUCAAUAGAGCGAAGCAGUGUUUAUUUAAAACUAUAACUUGUGUGGGAUGCCUAUGUAUUUCACUGUAGAGUAGGCCCACACUCGAAUAUCUUGCUAUGGUAUAUCCAUACUACACCUGUAUUAUGUCACAGAAAAGUGAGCGUGACUUUAUGAUUUCACAUACUCCCUCACUUUCGCUUCACUACCCCCCAGUUUAUCAUAUUUAAAACGCUAGAACUGAAACUUUAAACAAGUACGUAUGUGAAACUAAUUGAAAUGCUCUCAAUUAAAAGAUGUCAGAGAGGUAUAUUAGGGUUAGUCAUUGAAAGUAGGGCAUUACUGAAAUUCUUAUUAGACUAAUUUACAUCUGGUCACUAUUUAAGUAAUUAAGUCUUAUUUACUCAAACAUACUACUUCAAAAAUAUAGGUAGAGGCAAAAAAAUGCCUACAAAAUUCCAUAUAUAAACAUGCUGUCAGCAUUGAGAAAGGGCUGCUGCUCAAAACGUUUGCAGCAUUAAAGGACCACUAUAGGCACCCAGACCACUUCAGCUUAAUGAAGUGGUCUGGGUGCCUGGUCCAGCUAGGUUUAACCUUUUUUUCUAUAAACAUAGCAGUUUCAGAGAAAUUGCUAUGUUUAUAUAAGAGUUAAUCCAGCCUCUAGUGGCUGCCUCGCUGACAGUCGCUAGAGGCGCUUCCCACUGUGAAAAUCACAGUGAGAAGACGCCAGCAUCCACAGGAAAGCAUUAUGAAUGCUUUCCUAUGAGACUGGCUGAAUGCACGCGUUUCCUGCCGCGCAUGCACAUUCAGCCGAGGAGGAGAGCUCACCGCCCGGCGCUGGAGAAAGAGGUAAGUUUAACCCCUUCCACCCCCUAGAGCCCGGCGGGAGGGGGACUCUGAGGGCGGGGGCACCCUCAGGGAACUAUAGUGGUCCUUUAACUUUGUCCUCAAAUAAAUUGUGGUAGCACCUGGGUGUGCACACCUAUACUGGACGCGCAGGACUCGUGUUUGUUUUUUGGUUACUACUUCAAAGCCGUGUUGCUCUCAGUAUUAUUGCUGUAUGGUGCAGCAGAAUAUUGAUUUGUCUAGUUUUACAUGUAUUUCCUACACUCCUAGCUGGUAAGAGUUAGGGAAGGAAAGUCUGUAUUACAGUUUGAAGGUCUCAAGCUGCACAAUGCACCAAUGACCAGACCCUAAGUUGCCAGUUCACCCAGGAGAGAGGGGAACCUGCAGUGUGCCAGGACUCCAGCAGCCACAUGGUGUGAGGGGCGCAAUGAGCCCAAGGCGGCCAUUUUUAAAACGGGCAACCUCCCCAAUAGGGGGAAAAGGCUACCAUUCGCCAUCACUUCCUAAUAAAGCCAUUGCCGGCCCUAAUACAUGGAGAUUCCUCCAUAUACUCCCCCACACGAAAUGGCCCUAAAUUAUCGUUUCUCUCCAGUUGACACCGACAGACAGAAAGAACGCGGGUCAGUCAGUCAGAAACCCGCGCGCCUGCUCUAAUGGCGGGAGCCGCGCUCUCGCGCUACUUACUCUGACUCCGCCCACUCCCUGAAUUCCCCCCCCCUCUCCCGAGCGACGUGAGCGCGCGUGCACCGUGCGCGCCCCCGCCCACUCCCCUGGCUGACGCGCGCCCCCCGCCUCCCUCAAUGUGUGUGUGUGUACGCGCGCGCGCGUGCUGUCAAGAGAGGUCUGGCGGGCAGGGGGAAAGGCUCUCGGAAGCUCAGUAACCGGAGAUCGAGGAGUGAGAACGGGAGAGGCUCAGCGCCACAGAGUAAGUAAGUGAGUGACCGUCCUACCCAGCCAGCUACCCCCCCCAGCAUUGCCAGCACGCUGCCCACAGCGAUCCUCCAUCCGCCUGCAUGGCAACAUGGCAAGAGCCGCACACGGAGAGUCACAUGUCUCCCCCCUGGUGCUCUGAUACCGGGCUCUGAUACCGGGCUCCGAUACCGGGCUGUGCGAGCCUGGUAACGGGAUGUGUGAUUGCAAGCUUCGCGGGUCAGUGCUGCCAGCCCAGGCUGCUGCUAUCCCAUGUAUUGCUCUCUGUAGCUAUAGAUAUAGAGAGAGACAGAUAUCAUGUUCAUACUGAUAGGAGGGGACUGGAGCCCACAUAAUAGGCGAGGAUGUGACUCAUGGGCUGCAGAGCUUGCAGUCUGUUCCUGGAGGCUCUUUUUUUAUUUAAUUUUUUUUCGGAGAACGGAAAUCGGGCUUGUCAUUUCUUGCAUGGAAUGGGAGUAUUGUACAUGAAAUGUGCUCAGUGGGAGCUUUAAAACUGAAUUUUACACACACACACACACACAGAUAUAUAUAGCUAUAUAAAUAAUAAAUAAAAUAAAAAAAUAUAUAUAUAUAUAUUUUUUAGGUAUGAGAAUUGUUCUUUAAAACUCCCAAGCUGGAGAUUUUUAUUUUUAUUUUAUUUUAUUAUUUUACAUGUCACAAAUUGGUGGCUUGUGUCUUUUCCUUCUGCAUUUUCUAUUUGUCACUGCAGCCUUCUUAGCAAAUAGCUAUUGGUUGCUCACAAAUGUCACAAGAACUGAAGCUAAUGGAUGCAGUCAUGAUAGUUGUGUAUUUGUGUUUUUUUUUUAUCUUGAAAUAGAUUGUUGCAUUACAUUAACUGCAUGGAAGAUCUUAAAAGAUCAUUUCAAAAUGUCAUAGGAUUCCAGUAUCCCUUUCCCCUUUUUUUUUUUUUUUAUUUUUUUUUUUUUUACCUCUAAUACCUCCAGAGCUGUAUUUUCCUGAAUGAUAUCCUGUUUCUUAGUGUGUGUGCAUGAGUAUUUAUAUUAUUACUAUUUUAUAAUGCUUGGGUAGCAAUUGUAGUCACCUGUAUGUUUCAGAAAUAUUCAAUUGUUUACAUUUAAAAUACACUGCAAAAAUUUCAAAUCAAAUGCAACAUGUAUCAGUUAUGUUGAAUAUUAACACCCAAUAUCCCCAGUACUUGGUCUGAGGUUGCCUUUCCUUAUAUAUUUCAUUUUUACUAAAUACAUAUACAAUGAGGAGGAAUAAUUUUGUCAUUUACAAGGUCACAUAAGCUCAAGAUUAAGUUCGGUUCUCGGACCAACUCUUUAUGCUUUGUUGUGCAUGAUCACACAUAUCCAUACAAGCAGCUAGCUCAUCAGGAGUCCUGACGUACUGAAGCGACUCUAAGACACUUUGUCUUAGUGUAGAAUGAAUCACCUUGACAAUGACCCACAGAUGACUUGUUAUUCUUCACAAACUUGUUUUCUCAUAGACAUUGUUUAGAAAUGAACCAGUCAAACAUUUUUUAGCACCUUGUGAUUUUUAUUUUGCAUUUAUUUAUAAAAAUAACAAUCCAAAAGGUCAAUUUGAAGAUGACAUUGACACUGUGCAUGUUUUACCUGUUAAAGGCCUGUGAUGAGUAUUAAACGUGCUCUUCCAGUCAUUGAAGGGUUGCAAUAAAUAGCCUUUUACACGGGUAACUCCAUAUAGCAUCAUCGUAAUAAAUUACUCCACUCAAAAGAAACCUCUGGCUGGCUUAGAGUAUUUGAUAUCAUCACAUGAUGACUCCAAUGCUGUAUAUGAUGAGCUAUCCCUGAUUGUGAAUGCCCUCUAGCAUGUAAGCUCAUUGAGCAUUGCCCUCAACCCCUCUGUUUCUGUGCAUCAAACUUGUCUGGUUACAAUUACAUGUUUGUUAGGCCACCCAUUGUAAAGGGCUACGGAAUUUGUUGGCGCUAUAUAAAUAUAAUAAGUGGUUUGGCAUUCCUUCUGUGGGUUAGACGUGUCCAAAAAUAAUAUAUUGGGGUUCUCCAACCUUAGAAACCUCUUAAAGUGUGUGUGUGUGUGUGUGUGUGGAUGUAUUUUCCAUGUGUCUGUCUUUGGCAUAUGUACAUGUAAGUGUAAUAUUAAUAAAAAGGUUUUCCGAUUUUUAUGCAGCAGAAUGACUGUUGCACAGUGGUGAAUUAGACAGUGCCCUAUCUGUAAAAGGGUUAAGUAUUUUCAGCAGUUUGUCACCUCCUGUCUUGUGUUUCACAUCUGUAGAGCUCCUGUCAGGAUCUCUGGCAUGGAGUUUGGGAGUAAAUUGGAGACUAAUCUGUGCCAUUAUUUCCCUUGUACGAUUAAUAAACAAAAUCUCCCUGUUUGCAGUAGUAAUGCUUUAUACAAGGCUGUUAUGUGCAUGUUUGAAUAGGUAAGCUCUCUGUCUUGAGGGAGGGGAGCACUAAUGUUCUAUUAAAUCCAGGAACUUAGUCUUUUUUGGUUUACAGCCAGGAAAUAGCACAUGGAGGGAGAGAAAUGUUAUGAGGCCAAAGAACUCAGCAACUUGUUAAUUUUUCUAAAUUGAAUGGAACAUUAGAGAUCUCAUGUACGGUAUGGUUUUUGGAGGACGUGUGCACUGUCUUACUAACGGUUUAACACCCAAAUUACUUUAGAUCGUGUACGUAUGUUUCCAAAACAUUUCUCUCUAUAAUAGGCGAAUAAGAGGCUGAGAGAAUCAGCUGACGCUCUCAGCAUAUCACCGGCACUGAAUGAGAGGUGUCUGCUUUGAAACCAGAGGAGGACAGGUGCCAUCAAGAGCACUUUAAGGUUAAUCUUCUAAUAAAUUAUUCACCUCUUCACGGUAAGGUAGGGCCCAGGACCUCCAGGCACCAUAACAACUUCAUUGAGAUGAUGUCAAUAUGGUGCUUGAAGUGUUCUUGAAGCUUGCAGUCAUGGUAUACCCACAACAUUGACUGCAAUGUUUACUUUGUGGCAUGGUACCGAAUAUAUUGCUAUAAUUUGUUGUCAUAAUAUGGUCAAAAGAAAAUUGUCUUUGUUAUAUCUGCAGGGCGAGCUAACCACAGCCACUGUAUCGGCAAAAAAGUAAAAGUGUUUUUUCCUAAAACAGUGUUUUGCGCUCUAAAUUUUCAAGUAUCUGAGUAGCUGUCAAAGCUCAGGGGUGCUUGAUAGUUUUACACGAAGAUUCAGAACAGUUUUGCUGACAUUGUUUCUGAGCCUUUUCUUUUUCUUUCUCUAAAUUGUGAUAUUGUUAUAAUCAUUUGCUGUGAGAAAAGUCCAGCAGUACAGUAAGCCUGUAGUUUCCCCGGGAAGGCUUACCCAAGCACGUGUUGGAACAAGAUGUUUAAAACACAGUAUAGAUUUGUUAGCACAGGCAAGAAUUCACAGAUUGCCUCAUUUUUGCUUGCUUUAGAAACGCUCAUGUUUGCUGAACAUAAGGCAGUUCUUGGAAAGAUUAAUACAUUUUGUACACCGGUGCUUAAGAGGAAAAAAAAGGGGAGUGUGCAAAAGUUUUAACUGUUUUAAAAACCUGGAUGUUGUACUAGUAACUUAUAGAUGACAUUGAUAAUUGAAUAAGUAUAUACUAUUGUCUGUAAAAUAAAAAUUUUAAGAGCAGUUUUGAGGGAAAAGUUUUAUUUGAGCAGUAACACUGGAGACAAACGGUAUAUACUAGCUUAUUUCUCCACUUAAUUUUUUUUUUAUUUGCCCCGUGAUAGGUUCUUAUAAAUAAACUACAUAGAAAUCAUCUGUUUCUGACUCAUUGUGUAGGAGUUUUGGAAAAGUUUAGAAGAUGAGUGUUUGCUUGCACUGAACUAAAGGAACCAUGGAGAAGGUUCUUGUACCAACAUGACUGUGCUGUUGUGCACAAAGUGAUAUCCAUGGAGACAUGGUUUGAUGAGUUUGGCGUGGAGGAACUUGAGUGGACUCAUACAGGGCUCUUAUGUCAAUUCCACUGAACCCCUUUGGGUUGAAUUGGAACACUGGUUGUGAGUCAGACUUUUUUGUCCAUCAUUAGUAUCCAGCCUCACACAUGCUCUUCUGGCUGAAUGGCUCACAAAUUCCCUCAGACACAUUCCUAUAUUGGUAGAAUAAAAGGGGGAGGGAAUUCAGGUAGGCGAAAUAUGUAAAAGAAAGUAAGAUAAAGUGCAGAAUAUAGUAUAGUAUGUUGAAGUUCAGGAGAAUUAAAUCAAAAGUAAUGCACUUACAGUUUUCUGGAGCUGAUAACUAGCUCCAAAUGUAUGUGCCUGGACGGUACAAUCCCCGCCUGUGGAUAUACUUGGUGUCUUGAUCCAAUGGGAAAAUUCCGGAUGGUAUAGAAUUUAGUGUAGUAUGUUCAAAACACCAGAAUAAAAAAAGUAUUUAUGUGGAUGUACACUCACAAUUUACUGAGCCCACUAUUGGCUCUGUGAUGCGCAUAUUAUGAGGUAGUUCACAAACUUAGGUGUACAGGAGUUCCCACUCUAUUGGUUUACAUAGUCAUAUAUUAUAUUAUAUUUUAUAUUUUAUUUUGAUUCAUUUGAAUCUUUGUUUUUAUUUGUUAAGAUUUAUUUGAGUUUAUUUUUGUCCAAUAAAUUUCUUCCUGAUCCUUUGGAAACUGACCUAUUUGCAUUUUUAUCUUUCAUUUGGAAGUUAAAGACACCAGGAGGAUACAAGAAGAGGGCAGUGGAUCCCUUUAAAGAUCCCAAGGCGUAUAUCACUAGAGCCAGGUGACCCUGUGGCUCUAUAUUUGUGAGUUUACAUUUUAUAUGCGUAUUGUUCUCCAUUUUUCCUUUGCACCACAUUUGUCUGCACUAUGAUUUGGUUGUCUGUUAUUUGCAGGCUAUAACAUACAUCAUAUCUACAAUUGUACAGGUAUCUUAGUGCUCCACUUAUUUUUGUAUUUUUUUGUUUGUGAUUUGUGAAGGUUAAGGGAAUCCUUUACUUAAGUGUAGAGCCUAAUUUCACCUUUCUGGUGGAGUGUGCACUUGUUUUGUUUACAUAUUGGUUUACAUAGCAGCAGAUUCUCACCAGAGAUAUAUAAAUAAAAAUAUAGUGUUCACUGUUAAAACAGGUAAAAAUAAGAUGUACUCACAAGUGGAGAGCAAAAUAAGUUUUGCUCAAUCCGUAUGGUAUUGGUGGUAUAAUCCUCUCCAAGGAAUGUGCUGGUACAAUCUUUUGGUGGAAAUCAGGAAGGUCCAAAAUUAGGUGUGCAAAAACACUAAUUUUUUUUGAAAAUAAAAUGUAAAAGCAUAAAAGAGUAACACGAAAUCGUUUCACCUUAUUGACAGGCUUUCUCAAAGUGUCUUAUAUCUAAUGCCUUCCCAGAAGACUUCAUAUUCAUAUCUAAUAAGUUCAUAUACAUGUAAUGAAUGGCCAGUUGUCCACAUACUUUGGCCAUAUAAUGUAUGUCACUGCUUUGGAAAAGCAUUCUGUCUCUGCUGGUAGUGAUAUAUUCAAAGGUUGUAUUGUCAGUGUGUUGGGAGGAAUUAAUGUCAUCACAUCCUACUGGUACUGAGUUAGAAUUUCCCCCAGUCUUUUCUUCCCAAGGAGAAUAUUUCAGGGAAUAUAUUCCUAUCUCUCCUUACCACAGUUUCCAAGAAGGCACAUUUUUGACAUCUUAGCCCAUUUAUGACACAGUAAAAUUGUCAAGCUCUGCAUAGUUGGGUUGUUGUGGUGGUUAUGUUUUUUUUUUUUUUUUUUUUAUUCCCUAUUAAGAGAAAAUAAUUGUUUAAAGCAGAAGUCAUUGUGAAAACCUAUAGUAUUAUUUAUACUCUCUACUGAUUAUCUCUUCAUCUUUAGAACUUUACCCUGGAAUUUAAUUUUAUAAACAACCCCUAUGUUUCCUAUCCAGUUCUACUUGUCAUUUAUAAAGUGACUUCCACCACACGUCUCUACAUUAGCGAUGUACGUAUGCUAAAACCAAAUCCUAGCAGAGUUUUAAAAACAAAUAAAAAAUAAUCUUUACAUGUAGGAUGAGAUUUGUUGGGUAGGGUCUUGAAUUAAGGCGUGACACAUUUUUCCUAGAAUCUUAAGAAAUCUGUAUGUUCACACCACCAGCAGAGAUGGCUUUGGGGCUCAAAUGUACUUCUGAGCACCUGUAUUCAGUUUGAGUGAAGGGACGAUGUACAUUACAUCUUCUUGGCCGGGGAGUCUAAAUGUCUCAGCCAGCUGUAUGCAUGCAAAACCACUGAUUUGGUCCCUUCACUUGUACAUGCGUAUAUAUGUAGUCACCUGCUUACCUAUUCUGCAGCAUGUUUGCAAAUUAUGCUCCCUCUUCUGCAGGGUAACAACAGUAUCAAUGGAUACAAUCGCCCAUCCACACAUGACUGUCCUUUAUGACCCACACUGGCAUCAGAAUCAGUGGUGGUUGUUACUCUACCCUUGCAAUGCAUUAAAGGGUCUCUCUGACUACCAUACUAACUUUUCAACGUUGCAUUUUGGUGUAUCAGUUACCCUGUCUUACCACAGCGUUGCUUAUAAGAGCAGCAUUUUGCGACAAUCAAUGCAUUCCUAAGACUAGAUGGAAUAAAAUUGCUUCAUACUUUGCCAUUUAACUUUCAUGCAAUCUGGGUAGAUAUGCCUCUCAUCCAUUUCCUCUCUUUAUAUAGUAGACCAUGAGAUUACUGCUCAUUCACAAAACUGUGACCUGAGUUGUAAAUUGGCUUGUAGUAGCCAUGGUACUGCCAGGUUAUUCAUCAGGUCCUCUCAUUAUAUGUUGAGUGGAAUUCUUUUUUGGGGGGUGGUUAAUUAUCUACAUAAUACACUAAAAUGUCAGUCACAUCUUGUCUAGUAUUUAUAACCACUCUCAUGUUUGUCUACCCUAAUUCAUCAGUAUGGUAGCUGGUUCCUAGGAUUAUAUAUCUGUUUAUCUUUGUUUGCUCUAGUAGCAGAGAUCAUUUCAAGAAGCCCAUGCACUUAUUCAUGUGUAAUUAACUUAAUAUGGUGCUGGGGUGAUUUUAUUUAAUUCAUUUGUCACUUUUUGGAGAACCACCCGUAGGAGGGUUUUCCUUCUGUCUUCUGUAACUCUGUUGUAGAUCGUAGAUCAUAGAUCGCUAUAUAAUUUAAAGCACAAUAUAUAGGUUAAUGGGACACUCCAUGCACCAAAACAACUUAAUCAAAAUUAAAUUAUGGUGCCAUGAGGUCCCUGACCCUUCCUUACCUUUAGGGGUUAAACGGUGCAUGAACGAUUGAACCCCAAAAUCUGCUCUGCAGUGCCAUUUCUCUCUGUCCAUUUCCAUAUCCGCUUUCAAACAAUAUUCUAAAGCAGGGGUUCUCAACCCAGUCUUCAGGACCCCUUACCAGUCCAGGAUUUGGGGAUUACCUGGGUGUGUCUCAGGUGUUUAGAAAAAGGGGAAAAAACACCUUAGACUCUAAGGUGUUUUUUUUUCUUUCUUUUUUCUAAACACCUUAGACACACCCAGGUAAUCCCUAAACCCUGGACUGGUAGGGGGUCCUGAGGACUAACGUUGAGAACCCCUGUUCUAAAGGAAGUCUGUUGGCUUAGAUUGGCUCCUCAUUCAUGAAAACGGCUUGAGAAAGUUGCGGUCAGCUGAUACUCUAAGCCAGUCACUAGCUCCCCAUUCAUAAAAAUGACUUGAAAAAGGAAGGCACCGUGCAAGGUUUGCUCACUGGCUAAGUGCGUCAGUGCAGGGAGUUUCUGGGUCACAAGAGGAGGCUACCAGCACCUGGUGGACAGCAGGUAAGUUGUCAGUGUGAAGGGAGGGCACUCUGGUUCCCAUACCACUACAGCAGUCUUUAGUGGUUAAGUUGGUUGGAGUGUUCCAUUAAGGGUGUUUGCCAGUAGGUUUGUUUUCAGAACAGAUAACAGAACUGUCACUCACUAAUUCUUUUUUUUGAUGGAGGUUCCAAGAAAGGAUUGGCAUUCACCUAACAGAAAUUGAGAGAACACUUACAUUGAGUGGCUAUGGACACUAUAUAACUUGUGAUAUGCUGAGAUCCAUGCUUUUGGUAAUACCCAUAGUGUCAGGCACAUUCCAAUUAUAUGAAAAUAUUGUUCUUAUGUUCUUCACAAUGUUGCCAUGAACUGUAUUUCCUGAAUUUUGUUAUCUCUUUUCCAGUAAAUUACUCUGGUCAAUACUCAUCCAGGUCUGUUCAGUAAAGUUACAAUUCAAAGUAAAUUCCAAAUUUAAAACCAGAGUAGCUGAGUGUACAGCAUAGGUGACAGAGAAUGUGUCCAUUUUGGCUAUUUUUGACCUUUUAUUUGAAAUUCACCUUGAAUUUACUUCGGUGAAUAACCCUGAUAGUGAAACUGUCUCUGUCCAAAUGUCCUUAUCUGUGCCAGUCACUGGCUACUGUGAAAGUUGCAUAUAAUUUUAUGUUCCAGUGUACAGAUAAGGUCCUUUUUGUCUUAUCGGAGCUGUACUUCGGGCUGUGUGAGGAUGUGACUGUGUGAGGAUGUGACUGCACUGAUAAGAAGAUAUGUGGUUGUGUGUGUUUCUUUCCCUACUGUGAAAGAAGAAAGGAAUUCUCUUUAAAAUUUAUAUAAUUUACAGUUGUGUAACUUGUUUUUCAAACACAAAGAUGCACUAUUUGAGUAAAUAUACUAUAUGGACAAAAGUAUCAGGACACCUGACUUUCACCAACAGGGAAUUUUAUGACAUUGCUUUCUAAAUACAUGGACCUUAACAUGUAGUUGGUCCCUUCUUUGAAACUCUGCUUCCACUCUUGUCGGACAUUCUGUGACAAGAUUUUGGGAUGUUUCUGUUGAAAUUUUUGCCCAUUCAGUAGAGCAUAUGUGAGGUCAGGCACUGAUGUUGGACUAAAAGGCCUGGCUCACCAUACCCUUUCCAGUUUAUUCCAAGGGUGUUUAAAAGGGUUGAGGUCAUCGUUCUGAUCUAGUAGUUAGGUGUGUUUUUAAAGAGAAAUGCCUAAAAGGAAAAAUACUUUGCAGUACUUAACACUCCUUUCUGAUAUGGUGCAAAUGACAAGGAUUGUUCGAAUCUGUUCAUCAGGUCUUAAAGGUGAUGACACAUUAAUGGCAAAGGUCUACAAGAUAGUGAGACUUCCCUCUUCCUUCCCACUUUCCUGUCUACCUGCUGCUGCUACCUUUUGGAGAUACUGAGUGAGCACAGGGCUUACGCGUGAAACCAUUUAGAUUAAGACCUAGUUAGCUUGAAUAUGAAGCAUGGCUGUAACAGGGCAUUUAUUGCUGAUAAGGGGAAGAUGGGUGCAGGGACAUAGCUAGGAAGAGGAUGAUGGCUCCAGGGGAUAUACAUUGCUUGGGAGGUAAAUAAGAAUACAGGGGAGAGAAACACAGCAAGCAACGUGGAUGGCUAGGAGAGAAACAUGGAUCCAGGCGUUUAGGUGACUUGAUGGACAUGGAUGGUAGGAAUAGGGAUGGAAAUAAUGUGGGGGGCACAUUUAUUGCUGGAGAGAGCACAUGAGCUCAUGGGGCAUUGGGGGUGAGGAAAUAAUUAGUUUUUAAAGAAUCCUCUUUUAAAUAGUUUUAACCUUUUUAAUGUCAAGUCAAUGACUAGUUUUUCUUUAUAAAGCAAAGUUUAUCAGAUUCUGUGGUCUGAACAUUUGUGUAUAGGGGUAAUGUGUUUUCAUAUUGUGUUUGCAUGCAUCUCAAUACUGCCCUUAGUGACUGAUGCUUUUUUAAUAUUCUGUGCACUUGUAACUGAGGCCUCUUUUUUUUUUUUAGCACUUUUGCUAUGUGUUUGUUCCACUGCGUACCUCCCAAGUGUCCUUCUUCUUUAGGAGGGACAGUCCCUAGUUUGGGUUCAAAUCUCUGUCCCACUUUUGAGGGAGCAGACAGAUGGAUACUGUGAGCACGGAUACUCUUAGGAGACAGGAGGCCUGCGAGAGGUGCUGGUUCUACUGGCUCGAGUUUUUGACCUUAGCUACCGUUCAGACAUAUGGGCAACUGGCAGGAAAUGGGGAUGGAGAGGCACUCUAGCUCAUCUCUAUAACAAAGUUCUUAUGAAUCGCAGCCUUUGGAAGCCCUAACCUUUUGGCCUGGAAGGCGAAACAGCCCGGGGGAUGUUUCAUUAUUCAUAGAAGUGUUGAUUUCUCAUAUAAAUUGGCACUUUUGUAAACUGUCAUUAUAAUGGGAUACUCUUCACCCAUAAAGCACUUUUGCAAGAUAAAGUGCUUUAUGGGUAUGGAAUGGUCCUUUAAGGAUGAAGGCAAUUGUCCAACUGCUGUACCAAAAUAAAACUAUAGAAUUUUUACACUAACCGAAAUUUAACUUUAACCAUAUUAAAAUAGUAACAGUACUCAGAGAGAUUCCCUCAGCUGACUUCAGUACUGUCAUCAGCAGAGGGAUAUCCCAGCUCAUACAGUACUGAGCGUCUUCUACUGUGUGAUUGCCGAAUGAAAAAGAGAUUUCCCUCUCAUGCUGCAGCUCCCGCACGCUCUCCUUGCCUAUCCCUAAGGGAUUGGUGCUGGGCACCUGACAAAGCCUGGUGCUGAUCACUAUUGUCAGGGGGUCAUGCAGAGAAAGCAUGUACCUCAGAGUGGGGGCAGGCUGAGAAUCCAUGUGUCUCAGUGUAAUUGUGCAGCCGUGGUGAUUUAAAGGCUAUUUUCAGGGCUCACUUUGAGCAGUCAGUCUGGGCCUACUAAAUAUAGCUCCAACUGGCAGAGGGGAGCCCCGGGUAUCUAUUUCGUACUGGAGUCUCCUCUGUGUGAGCAGAGACUAAACCCUGCACUAGACAAAACUACAGGAUGUUCCACUCCAGAUUUGGAUUUUACUGAAUCACCCAAACACAGAAAUACCCCAUAUACAUACUUUUGUCAGGAUGUUUGGGAACUUUAUACGGUCAAACCGUAGAACCUAAUUUUAAGAUGUCUUUUUGCUUGCUUGCCAGAGAUGCUGUUUAUUAAAGUAGCCCUAGUUUAAGAAGUGUUUAGUAGUUUGGCCGCCUAUCACUGUGAUCACAUUGCCUCAAAUGGACCGCUAAGCCAUGGCAUUAUUGGGAUUGGCUUCCAUACAGAUCACAGCAUGUGCCGGAAAGCUGUGACAGCCUGUGUUCCAGUGUUUGGGCAUCUUCUGGAAAGCUAUUACUGGAUGUGUCAUAUUUGAGACAUCCAGCAAUAUCCCAAUACAUACACUUCUGUGUGCCACCAAUGAAUAUCUAUGGCAGCCAGCAACCGAUGACUAUGGCAUUUUGCAAUUGGAUGCCUUGGGUAGCUUGGGGGAAAUGUUAUUGCCAAUCAGUCCUACUAGUCUGGAAAUAGAUCAGUCUCCAGCUUUGGGGUGGGUGGAGGGUUUAAUGGUAGCCAUAAGUUGUAUAACUUUGGCCACCAUAAACUUUAUUUGUGACAGGUAUGUAUACACUACAAACAAAACACAUUGUGUAAGGUGCUUCACAAUAAAGUUAAAAAGGUGACCAAAAUUAAGUGAAUUGUGUGACUGAUAUAAAAGUGCUUCCCCAACACUAAGCAUAAAAUACCAAAAAGAAAAAAUAUAUAUCAGUAUAUACACAAAUCCCCGUGAGACAAAUGGUGUCAAAUAAAUAUAAAUGAUAUAAAAUAUACAAAUGUAAUAAUGGGAAAUACCUAAAUUAAACAAAUAAACAACAUAGUGUGAAUUGUAUAAAACAAUGAUCGUUCAAGCAAACGUAGGACUACCACUCACAUGGCCCAGAGCCGUACCAGGCUCUGUAUCACAGGCUCGAGAGUGCCAAUACUGGCUUUCGGUUCUACUUGGUAGAUAGUAGGAGAUGGAACUUUAGACAUGUAGUCAAAUACAUUUUUUUGGAUAUUACAAAUAAAAAAACUCAAGGUACAUAGGUUGAAUGGGAGUGGAACUAAAAAUAAAAAAUCAACUGAUAAAAACAAAGUUCCACUCACCAUAAAGACGAACAUUUUGAUUUGCUAUCAGCACUGGAAGAAGGCUUAUUAAGCCAAAACGCAUCUACUGUAUUUAAUCUUUUACAUUUGUUUAUUAUACUCCUGGUUACUGCUUCUGUGGUGGUGAGUGGAACUUUGUUGUUGCAGCUCCUGUCAUUGACCUGUACCUGGCCAGCCCGGUCCCCACUGGACCCCAAGGAAGCCACCCACACUGCUAGAUAUACACAGAGAUGCAGCAUAAGCCUCCACUCAUACAAAUAAUAUGAACAGCCCACACACAAACACACACCUAAUCCACACAAAUGUUACAGCACUAACAAUCCACAUACAUGCACACAAACCCACAUGCAGUCUCUCAAAUUCAAUACCCCAAACAGACCCACACAUACACACACUACCAAACACACAAUGUGACAUCCACACACACAAUUCCACAAGCAUACCCCAUACACAACCCACAUUCAAACUACGCAAAUUACUCAUGAACAUAUACAAUAUAAUAGCUCAUAUACACACAAAUACAAUCAUACAAAGCAACUGCAGUAUAAAUAACACAAGCAGAAUACGGCAACAUACACACCUCAGUUAAAAAAAAAAAAACGAAUAGGACUGGCACGCUAUGGGACAUCACAAUCCUAGUUCGGCACAGUGCUGCUAAAAGGUUGCCUACCCCUGUACUAGGGGUACCCUGACUCCCAGGUCAAGGGAGGAUCAAUUUUUCAUUGUUUUGUCUCGUACCAGGAUCCAACCUGUUACCAAGACUCUUCUCAUGCCGGCUGAACGACAUCCUGACUUCUGCAAAGAUGUAGACGCUUGAUGCAGAUCCUGUAGUUAAUCCAGUCAGCCUCUGUGCACAUCAUUAACAUGAGCCAGCUCAGAAGCUGGAUAAUUAAGGGUGCCAGAGGUGGGAUUGGAAAUUGCAUCAAUAGUGAUUAGAUUGAAAGAAAAAUAACACAACUGAUCAUGAUCUACCAGGCUGCUUGCAAACAACACCUCUUCUGUGCUGUAGUGGUCAUGGUGCCAGUAAUGCCCUGGCACCCCUUCAGGGUAAGUAGCCAAAUCUUUUGCUAAUGGUUUGACUUUUACCCAUGCUCUGAUGGCACUGAUCACUGUGUCUAUGGCAGCUGGAAUCUCUCCGAUAUGAUCUAAGCCCUGCAGGCAAAAGGAUGCUUCCGACUCUCCAUAGAGAAAGUGACUUGUGCCUGGCGUACCCCAGGUUAGAAGUAAAAUGGUUUAAUUACUUUCACUGGAGGGAGCUAUGGCACUCAUGGCACCAUAACCACUACAGCGUAUUCCUUUACAUGUUUAGAAAUGGUAAAUUGAUCAUUAUAAACAUCCCUACUUGCAGGAACAAUAUGUCUUUUAUAAUAUGUUAAAUAUGCCUCUUAAUUCCAAUAUUGUUUUCUAAAUGUAGCCAUUCUAACUUAAUAUGAUACUAAGAAAUAUCUGACAUAUCUUUCUUCUAACAUUGCCAGAUGGACUUUUUUGCUAGAGAUAAAAAUAUAGUUGUUUUCAGUUUGUAAUAUUUGCAUGUAAGUGAUAAUUUAUACCACAUCAUCUCAAUAUUUAAACAAUCAACAGGAUCUGUUUUGCUACACUGUGACAGGCGAAUGAGCAUUCUUGAAAUAAACUGAGAAAGAAGUCCUCUAUUAAAGGAACACUCUAAAAUUAGAGUGUUGUUAUAACUAUACAGAAUUUCAGUCACCAGGAAGUGAAAUAAACAAAGCGUUUACCUUCAUUUCCCCAGGCGUGCUCAUCUCUGGAGGCUAGUGCACAUGCACAGCAAAUGCGGCGAUGCUUCCACUUUUAUCUCCUCAUUGUGAUGCAUCUCUGUGGGGAGCGUUCAGCGUCUCCAUAGCGUAAAGAUACUAAACAUCAGUCCUGCAAUCUUUGCAGGACCAAACCUUGGAUGUCCCUCUAAUGGCUGUCAGAGUGACAACCACUACAAGUGGGGCUGGCCAGCAGAGUUUUGACUGAGUAAACUGGAAGUGCCAAUGUGUAAUGACAAUUCUAAGCGGCAGCACACAUUUUUGCCCUGCACUAUACACAGCUCGAUCUCAUGAAGGUAAAGAAGCAGAUUCUGGCUUUAACUGAACUGUUGCACGUUUUUGAAAAUCUCACGGAAAGUAUAAUGGCAUCUGCUACAAAUCUAGACUGGUAGAUAAUAAAGAAUGUACUUCCGGAACAUGAGUAUGACAUCAAAUGGAUCCUUUACUGGCAACUUUGUGUAUUUGUUACAUUCAGCACCUGUGUAAAUAAAUGAUCCAGAGUUUUCUUUGUGUGUGUGUAUAUAUAUGAACAAAAUUAUAAACGCAACACUUUAGUUUUUGCCCCUUAUUUUUCAUGACCUGAACUCAAAGAUCUAAGACUUUUUCUAUGUACACUAAAGGCCUAUUUCUCUCAAAUAUUGUUCACAAAUUUGUCUAAAUCUGUGUUAGUGAGCACUUCUCCUUUGCCGAGAUAAUCCAUCCACCUCACAGGUGUGGCAUAUCAAGAUGCUGAUUAGACAGCAUGAUUAUUGCAAAGGUGUGCCUUAGGCUGGCCACAAUAAAAGGCCACUUUAAAAUGGUCAGUUUUAUCACACCGCACAAUGCCACAGAUGUCGCAAGUUUUGACUGCAGGAAUGUCCACCAGAGCUGUUGCCCGUGAAUUGAAUGUUUAUUUCUCUACCAUAAGCCAUCUCCAAAGGUGUUUCAGUGAAUUUGGCAGUACAUCCAACCAGCCUUACAACCGCAGACCACGUGUAACCACACUAGUCCAGGACCUCCACAUCCAGCAUCUUCACCUCCAAGAUCGUCUGAGACCAGCCACACGGACAGCUGCUGCAACGAUCUGUAUGCAUAACCAAAGAAUUUCUGCACAAACUGUCAGAAACAGUGUCAGGGAAGCUCAUCUGCAUGCUCGUCGUCCUCAUCGGGGUCUCGACCUGACUGCAGUUCAUCGUCAUAACCGACUUGAGUGGGCAAAUGCUCAAAUUCGAUGGCAUCUGGCACUUUGGAGAGGUGUUCUCUUAACGGAUUAAUCCCGGUUUUCACUGUACAGGGCAGAUGGCAGUGUGUAUGGCGUCGUGUGGGUGAGCAGUGUGCUGAUGUCAACGUUGUGGAUCGAGUGUCACAUGGUGGGGUUAUGGUAUGGGCAGGUGUAUGUUAUGGACAAUGAAUACAGGUGCAUUUUAUUGAUGGCCUUUUGAAUGCACAGAGAUACCGUGACGAGAUCCUGAGGCCCAUUGUUGUGCCAUUCAUCCACGACCAUCACCUAUUGUUGCAGCAUGAUAAUGCACGGCCCCAUGUUUUAAGGAUUUGUACACUAUUCCCGGAAGCUGAAAACAUCCCAGUUCUUGCAUGGCCAGCAUACUCACCGGACAUGUCACCUAUUGAGCAUGUUUGGGAUGCUCUGGAUAAGCGUAUACGACAGCGUGUUCCAGGUCCUGCCAAUAUCCAGCAACUUCGCACAGCCAUUGAAGGGGAGUGGUCCAACAUUCCACAUGCCACAAUCAACAACCUAUCCAAAGGAGAUGUGUUGCACUGCGUGAUGCAAGUGGUGGUCACACCAGAUACUGACUGGUUUUUGGACCCCCCGGACCCUACAAUACAGUAAAACUGUACAUUUUAGAGUGGCCUUUUAUUGUGGCCAGCCUAAGGCAUACCUUUGCAAUAAUCAUGCUGUCUAAUAAGCAUCUUGAUAUGCCACACCUGUGAGGUGGAUGGAUUAUCUCGGCAAAGGAGAAGUGCUAACACAGGUUUAGACAGAUUUGUGAACAAUAUUUGAGAGAAAUAGUCCUUUUGUGUACAUAGAAAAAGUCUUAGAUCUUUGAGUUCAGGUCAUGAAAAAUAAGGGGCAAAAACUAAAGUGUUGCGUUUAUAAUUUUGUUCAGUGUGUGUGUAUAUACAGUUGCAAGAAAAAAGUAUGUGAACCCUUUGGAAUGAUAUGGAUUUCUGCACAAAUUGGUCAUAAAAUGUGAUCUGAUCAUCAUCUAAGUCACAACAAUAGACAAUCACAGUCUGCUUAAACUAAUAACACACAAAGAAUGAAAUGUUGCCAUGUUUUUAUUGAACACACCAUGUAAACAUUCACAGUGCAGGUGGAAAAAGUAUGUGAACCCUUGUAUUUAAUAACUGGUUGAACCUCCUUUGGCAGCAAUAACUUCAACCAAACGUUUCCUGUAGUUGCAGAUCAGACUUGCACAAUGGUCAGGAAUAAUUCUGACCGUUCCUCUUUACAGAACUGUUUCAGUAAAGCAAUAUUCUUGGGAUGUCUGGUGUGAAUCGCUUUCUUGAGGUCAUGCCACAGCAUUUCAAUCGGGUUGAGGUCAGGACUCUGACUAGGCCACUUCAGAAGGCGUAUUUUCUUCUGUUUAAGCCAUUCUGUUGUUGAUUUACUUCUAUGCUUUGGGUCAUUGUCCUGUUGCAACACCCAUCUUCUGUUGAGCUUCAGCUAGUAGACAGAUGGCCUUAAGUUCUCCUGCAAAAUGUCUUGAUAAACUUGGGAAUUCAUUUUUCCUUUGAUAGCAAUUCGUCCAGGCCCUGACGCAGCAAAGCAGCCCCAAACCAUGAUGCCCCCAAAACCAUACUUCACAGUUGGGAUGAGGUUUUGAUGUUGGUGUGCUGUGCCUUUUUUUUCGCCAAACAUAGUGUUGUGUGUUUCUUCCAAACAACUCAACUUUGGUUUCAUCUGUCCACAGAAUAUUUUGCCAGUACUGCUGUGGAACAUCCAGGUGCUCUUGUGCAAACUGCAAACGUGCAGCAAUGUUUUGUGUGGACAGCAGUGGCUUCCUCUGUGGUAUCCAUUCUUGUUUAGUGCUUUAUGUAUUGUAGAUUCGCUAACAGGGAUGUUAGCAUUUGCCAGUGACUUUUGUAAGUCUUUAGCUGACACUUUAGGAUUCUUCUUCACCUCAUUGAGCAGUCUGCGCUUUGCUCUUGCAGUCAUGUUUACAGGAUGGCCACUCUUAGGGAGAGUAGCAGCAGUGCUGAACUUUCUCCAUUUAUAGACAAUUUGUCUUACCGUGGACUGAUGAACAGCAAGGCUUUUGGAGAUACUUUUAUAACCCUUUACAGCUUUAUGCAAGUCAACAAUUCUUAAUCGUAGGUCUUCUGAGAGCUCUUUUGUGCGAGGCAUCAUUCACAUCAGGCAAUGCUUCUUGUAAAAAGCACUGUUGUGUGUUUUUUAUAGGGCAGGGCAGCUGUAACCAACACCUCCAAUCUCAUCUCAUCUCAUUGAUUGGACUCCAGUUGGCUGACAUCUCACUCCAAUUAGCUCUUGGAGAUGUCAUUAGUCUAGGGGUUCACAUACUUUUUUCACCUGCACUGUGAAUGUUUACAUGGUGUGUUCAAUAAAAACAUGGCAACAUUUCAUUAUUUGUGUGUUUAUUAGUUUAAGCAGACUGUGAUUGUCUAUUGUUAUGACUUAGAUGAUGAUCAGAUCACAUUUUAUGACCAAUUUGUGCAGAAAUCCAUAUCAUUCCAAAGGGUUUACAUACUUGCAACUGUAUAAUACGGUACUCUGUAAUAUGUGCAUAUUGACAUAGUUAACAUCUCACUCUUCUCUAAUGCUUAGUUAGAUUUUUUUUGUUUUGUCUCUAGAACAAACUGCUGAUUUUCCUUGACCCUACUGGCACCCAGAUCACUUUAUUUAAAUUAAGUGACACAUCACUGUUGUUUUAGCUUUCAGGGUUAAAUCAUUACUGUUCUGCAGGAAUGGCAAUUAUAAAUUGCAGGAUAAAAAUGUCUAUAGUGCCAUUCCCUUUGACAGCCACUAGAGGCACUUUUGCACAUGUGCGCCAGCCUUCUAAUACUUUCCUAGGAGAAAGCAUUGCUUUGGUUGAGAUCAUCAAUCUUGACAGUCCCUGCGAGAGGGAGAAAAGGUAAGUAAAACUACGGGUUUACUCCUUACAGGUUUGGGGUCUGGCACCUGUACAGUUAAGAGGGCACUAUAGCAUUGGGAAUGUACAAUUGUAUUCCUAAUGCUACAGUAUUUCUUUAAACUAUCUCACAGUUCUAGUAAAUAUGUGAUCAUACACUUACUAUAAACCUUCCAUUACCUCUCACCAAUUUGUUGCAAGGAAAUAUGUGGACUGUGCAAACCAUUGAUGUAAACUGAAGUCACUGGUGAAUUAUUCUGAUAGAAACAAGCUUUAGAAAAUAUGAGGCCUGUGGACAAAUCUGUAUGAAGAUUUUUUUUUUUUUUUUUUUCAUUCCAAUUCCUUUUUAAGUGUCAGUGACACAAGGCAAGACAAAUUGGUGGUUAUGGUUUACACCGUUUUAAUCUUGAUGAUCUCAGCCAAUCCAAAACUUUCCCAUUGUAAAGCAGUUGGAGGCUGAUGCACAUGCGCAGCAAGCACUGGACUAAGAAGCACGUCUAGUGACUGUCUGAGUGACUACCACUAGAAGUGUUACUAGGCAGCAAUGUAAACACUACCUUUUCUCUGAAAAUGCUGUGCUUUCAUUAAAAAGCCUGCAGGGGCAGGCUAUACACUCCAGAACCACUACAUUAAACUGUAGUGGUUCUGAUGACGAUCGUGUCCCUUUAGGAUCUGUUAUUUGUGUUAAAAAUAAUACUUUGCUAGUUUAAAAAAACAACAAAAAACUGGCUUCUAUUUUUUUUUUUUUAACUGGCUCCUAGAUACAAAGUAAAUUUGUCAAGCCCAGUGAUAACCUACUAUUUGACAUACAGGCAAGUGACAUGAACUUUGAACUACAAAUCUAUUAAUGUGCUAACUUUUCUGCUAAAGAAAUAAAAAAAAAAAAAGUAAUCUUUUUAUAUAGAGCCAAGUUCUGCUGGGCAUGACAGGCACACUUUGAAAGCCACAGAUUCCAGAUAAGAACGAAAGCCUAAAAUUUAAAAUUCAAUUGUACAGGUGACUACUCAGUAUUAGAGAUGUCGCGAACGGUUCGCCACGAACCGUUCGUGGCGAACUCUGGUCAGCUGACACAUUCCUGCCAAUCUCCGGCAGACCCUCCCUCCCAGACCCUCCCACCUCCUGGACAGCAUCCAUGUUGAAGCUGCCUUCAACAUGGAUGCUGUCCAGGAAGUAGGAGGGUCUGGGAGGGAGGGUCUGCUGGAGAUUGGCCGAGAUGUGUCAGCUGACCGGAGUUCACCGCGAACGGUUCGUGGCGAACCGUUCGCGGACGGUUCGCGACAUCACUACUCAGUAUAUUUUCUAGUUAUUCAUAGCUCAGCUGUAUCAAUCAACAUCUCUAUACCAAUUAAUUCGUAUUUUAAUUUCCUUAUUCAGAGUUGUCAUUUUCUGACAUCUGAAGGGACACUUCAAAUGGAUUUUUAUAUCAGGAUAUAUUUCAAAGGGUUUAUUCAGUAAACAUUGAAUUGUUUGAAAACAGAAUUUUCCUGAUGUAGGCAAUAAUACAGAGACUCCCUCUGCGUUUCUUACCUCUCUGCCUCCCGCGAUGUCACGGAGGAAGCAUGGUCUUUCCACUGAUCUCCAGUCCUCGGCACCUUAUGGUGCAGCAGCUGGACAUAGUGCAUGAGCAUUCAAACUUACCCAUAGGAAAGCCUUGAAUCCAUGCUUUCCUCUGGGGCUUAUACAUCACGUGACCAGGUUUUACUUGGUCAGUGCAGCAGAUGGGCCUCUAGUGACAACCACUAGAAGCAGACUAAUAAAUGUUUUACAUUGCAGGACUAAAAGUACAGGGACACUGCACCCAGACAACAUCAUUGAGAUGAAGUGGUCUGGGUGACUAUAGUGUCCCUUUAAUUGAAGAACUUAUUUAUUUAAAUACAUAUUUUACUUUAUUUUCUCCGAAAUCUUAACAAUUCACUGUUUGCUUAAUUAACCUACCUUCUAUUUAUCUAAAUAAAUAUUAGCCUCCUCAAUAUUGAGAUAGUCAAUUUAUAAUUAUUGUGCAAUAAUUGGAUUUCUAACCUUCUUUUUUUUUUUAGGGUUCUUGUUUACAAUGAUAAGUUAUUGAAGCAGGUCUAUUUUAAAUAGUGUUAUGUAUUUAUUUGAAAUUGGGAGAGGUUUUGCUACUUUUUUAUUUAAAAUUAAAGAGAGAAUAAAAAAUACAACUAACUAUUGUGCACAAGCAUUAACAGUAAAUCCUUUUGACCAGUUAAUACUCAGAUUAAGGUGACUCAGUUGCAGGUGACUUGUUUCUGUGCAUAAUUAACUAAACCACACAAUUGUGGCUGCAUUCUAGUGUAUAUCUCAUUGUGUGUCUCCCUAUGAUUCCCACACACUGGCAUGUUUCUUUUCCAUUAAAUAGUUUUGAGGUUGUACUUUUGGGUUUUUGUUUUGUUUUUUUACGGAGAGGAUGCGUUGAUUUUAUUGGGAGAUAAGAGCCCUGGGAACAUAAAUGUUUCUUGUGGCCUUACUUUAACUCUUUAACAAUUCAAGGAACACUCCAAACAACUCGAGCACUUUAGCCUACUGAAAUGCUUUGUGUGAAGAGUGUCUUUUAGUUUUCAUUUUACAAAAGUGUGUAUUCCAAUAGAAAUUAACCUUGUUAUACACACUGUUUGUUCCUGGUUAUUUAGCUCAGUUUAGCUAGUUAGCUAGUUACCUAGCUAAUUUCAAUAGGCAGGCAAAUACUCAGGCGCACCUGCCUUGCAAAGACGUCUCAUUGAGAAGUCUGCAAUUGGACAGCCAUAUAAAGUCGGGGUUGGGUUAGAAGGGGAAGGCUUUCGUAGGUGGCAGACUGCAAAUCUGCUCAUUUUGCGAGCUGCUUUUUGAUGUACCGCCAAUGAAAAAACAAUUAAAUGCAUGUAUGUUUCUUGUUAAAUUGUGUGUGUGUGUGUGUUAGUGUCCCUGUAAUGGUACUUUGCAGCUGAACACAGAAUCUGUGUUUAUUGUAGCUCAUAUGUUUGUGUACACAUGAUAUGUGAGGGAGGGUGAAUGCUCACGUGCCCUUUUCUUACAAUUCUUUGAUCAUUUCAUUGAGAACUCAAGUGCUGGAACAAUCAUUCUAUUCAGAACUACUCUAUUUUGUGGCAGAUUCCUUAGGGGAGUUUGUGUUUGAAAAACUGCUGCUUUGAAAGCAAUGUCUGUAGAAUACAUGCACAGUACUUUAAUUCUUCUAUUGGAGCUGCAUUUUCGCAUUAAAGUUUUGCUGUGAUCUUUCCAGGGGUGGGACUGUUUUAAAACAUUUUAGGUGACCUGCUGGUGAAAAUCUAUUCAACUAAAAUGUAAUUUAUAACCAGAACAAUGUAUCUUAUUACACAGACUGAUUGCUAAACACCGUUUUAUUGUAAAUAAGACACAUUACUGUGAUUAUUAUUGCUAUGGAGCUCUGUUAUACACUCAGACACACCAACAAUAUGGAGGUCCAAGAAAAGGGGGACAUUAGGAUAGAAAAGGGGUACCGAAGGGAUAUGUGCCCAAAAUAGGGAGUGUCUAUCGUAAAUUGAGACACUUGGGAGGUAUGUUCAGAUCAUUACAGGUGCAAUUUUAAUAAAUAUAUAUUUUUUUAAUUUUAUUUUUAAACGUUCUGUUGCUUUUAAAGCCAUGGGCCAUCUUGAUUCUUCGUACUCUCCAUUGUAUUCUUCUUUCCCAGCUCUCCCCAGUGUCUCUGUCAUCAUAUUCUCCCUGCCACCUUUAAUUCCACGUGUUGUACCCCAAGUUUAUUUUCUCUGUCUGUUUUCAUAUAAUCAUACCUCUUAUGGAAAAGUUAACACUUUCUUUUGUAUUGCGUUAUAAUCUAUAUGCAGAUGACACUUUGCAGGUACUUCUUCCCAGAUCUCUAUCUAUACAUUACAAACUUAUCUCUGGUGGGAUGUCUGCCCAGCUUUUGGAAAUUUAGAGGGGGAUUUUGCAAAAUGUCAUGCUCUAAAAAGUGGGACAGAGUUCUUAAAGUAACCAUUCACUAUGGAAACCAGGAGAACCAACCCUUCAUUAGUGUACAAUUAUGCACACUUUUUAGAACCUGACACUUUGAUAAAUCUUCCCAACAGUCUCUUCGGAAUGGCGAUGUUUCCUCUUUUAAGGGUAAACCUAUGUGUCAUCCUCACUUCGACUCCGUGUACUAUAAACUCUUCACCUCUAACCAGCUGGCUGGGAGUCAUUGUUUUAAUUUUCUUUUCACUGCAAAUCACUUGGUGAACUGAUGAGUUAUAAAUCAAUCAUAUGAACCAAAAUUGAGUGAAAACUCUUACCAAACAUCAUAUGUAAUUUUCCUAAUGACUAAGCAAAGUUUGUAUUAGUGCACGUAUAAUCAUGCAUUACACUCUUCAUGUCCAUUAUUCCUAAACUUAUGUCACAAUUUUCCCAUUGAAGGAAAAUAAAGAUGGUGCAAUGCAUAAUUAAUGAGCAGAUUUCAAUGUCCUGUAUAAGUAUGCAAAAUAAACCAAAACCACCCCACUGGCAUUGCACUGUUAAAGUAUGUUAACACGAGAUGUUUUUAGAUAUACCAGUACCUCUGCACCGUAUAUGAGAAAUAGUUAUGUUGAUGUACAAUGUUAAUAGCUUGUAGGUAUUAAGAUCACAUUUUAUUAUUGCUUCAUCACCAUUUGUAGUUUAUUUCCCUUGUAGACAAACUGUGUGUUAAGAGGAUUGGUCGUAGCUUGACGGCAGCCCUGCAGUGUAAAGAAAUUGUAAUGCUUUUGACUGACAGCAGAGGGUGUGGAGAUUUUUUUUUUUUUUUUUUAUUCUGGGGGAGCUAAAUUUUAGGUUGGGUAGAUGUCAAAGUGAUCUGCCUUUAAAGAACCACCCCCAUUGCCAUGAUGUUAUUUAUGUUGUCCUACUUGGAUGCCUUUGCCUGGAUAUAGAACAGCUGCUCUUAGGAGCAGAGAAUAACUUUUUUUUUUUCUAGACAGAUUUUUUUUUAUUUUUCAAGAGCAGGCCUGGUCUUCAUGCAAGAACAGAUUAAGUGAUUAAAGGUAAUUUUCUUGUUUUCAAAUAUCGAUAGAUAAAUAAUAGAUUAUUUUCUAAUAUUAUCUUCCCCUUUUAAAUGUUUUAUUUGUUCUUUUGUCUGGGGUUCGAUUUAUUUUAUUUAUUUUGUAGUACAAAGCUGGCUGAAAUGAUUUAUUUUUUAUUCUAUUUUUAAAAAAUUAUUUGUAUUUUUAUCUAUGAUGAUACAUAAGGUUCUGGAGCACAGAUGAUCAGUUUUUUAACUGUUUAUCAAACUGAGCCUUUUGUUAUUCUUUAGCAUUGUUGCAGUGUUUUGUACGAAUAAGGAAUGGCUGUAUUCGAGUGAGAAACCUAGUCACAGCUUUUAGUAUUUGCUUAGUUUAUCUUGAAGGCAGUUUGUACAUUUGCAGUCAGUGCAGGCUUAUCUUUAUUACAGGAAAUAAACAUUUGCAUUUGUAUAUAAGAUGAAUCCUAAAACAGCUUUUAUUGGUGUGCUGAUUGCAUUGUGGAAAUUGAGAUUUUUAUUAAAAAAUAGUUUUAAAAAAAAAAAAUGUAUUUUUGUUAAUGUUUGUUACAGCUGCUGUCUCUACCUAGCUACAUACUAUACAUUUCCUGUUUAGGUCAUAAUAUUUUUAUUAUAGUUUUUAUUUACGUACUGUUUUACAGAAUCAAAAUGGUAAAAAAAAAAAAAAAAUUCCUCUAACAGACAAACAAAAGAAACGAGACAGAACAUGUAAUGAUUAAACACACCUUCAACAAGCUUCAACUGAAAAGAGACCAGAGACAGCCUGUGUGGAGACUUUAAAACAAUGGGACAUUUUCCCAACGGCCCAGUACAGUGAAACGCAUAACACAUUAUGACUUCCGUGCACUGGGACUAAAAGGUAGAGCAAUCACUUGCUUGGAAUACGAUUUUGCAUAGGCACACUCCUAUCCCAUGCUGGCAUGGUCUUGUUUGGUACAUAAACAGCAACAGUGAGUCUAAUGAGGAAUUAUGUGCUCUUUUUCUUUCACGCAUUGAUCAUUUUAGCAUCUGAAGUUAGUUUUUCCGCGCUGCUUGGUAAGACUGCUGAUAUUGUGUCUUCAGAGGCUUAAAAAAAGAAAAUCUGGUUUAUGACAAAUCCUGAACAAAACAGGUGGUGAAAGAAAUGAAUAAUGUUCCGCUAUCAUAUGCGUCCUCCAUAUUAAGACCAAUGUAAAAAAAGAAUUGGAUUUAAAGAACAGAGAAACACUAUAGGGGUUUCUACAGUAAACACGAAUUUGUGAUGAAUUCAAAAUCAAUAGGUAAAAUAGCCAAGCUAUGGAUAUUUUUCCAAAUCAGCAGCUGAGGCUUAGAUCUUGCAGUUUUGUUUUCAAUUCAUUAGAGUUUGCGCUUUACUAAAUAAAAUCACAUGUUGUCAAUCACUUUAGUAGCGCAAGAAAGAGCCUCUUAAAAGGACAUGUACAUCUCUCAUGUGCUUCCUAGAUUGGAGUUUAACUCGUUGAAACAAUCCUUCCGUUUUGCGCGAACCCUAUAGAAAAGUAUUGAUUCAGUGCUUUCCUAUAAGGAAGGACUAAUGCGUCCGUGUCACUUGCUGCGCAUGUAUGCGCUUUAGGUUUACGGAUCUCAGUGUCAUUGAGGGACCUCGACGCUGGAAUUGCGUAAGUUGGGGGGAAGUUUUGUUUUUCCCCACUUUAUUUGCCAGCCGGGGAGGGUGAAAGGGAAGGCGGACGCAGACAGUUUUGUAUUCCUGACACUAUAGUGUUCCUUUCAACUAUUGAGCUCACGUAUUGUGACACUUAUAAUCGGGGUUUUGUUGCUUUUAGGUAAAGUAAUACAUGAACAGAAAUAUGAACAUUAAAUAUUUUGAAUUUUUUAUUUUAGAGAAUUCAGUGGUUAGUUUAACAACAGCAGUAAAUCUACUCACGACUAUACUACCUAUUUAAUACGGGGUUCAUAGCUUUUUUUUUUUUUUUGGGGGUGACACUAGAGUUCUUGCGUAACUAUGAGCUAAGCACUGCUCAUUUUGGGUUAGCUCAGUGAAGAGAGCUUCUGGCUGCAGAGAGAAGUAUUGUGUGGCGCCCAGCUCACCCAGAUCUAAAUAAAAUCAAACGGUAAAUGAUUGGACUACUUAAAUUUGAGGUAGAAAUAAUUCGCCAUGGAACUCACAGCACAAUACCACUACAGUAUGUCCCUUUAUAGUGUUUUAUAAGUCUCAGAGAAUAUUUCAGAUUUUUUACGUUUAUACACAAUUGGCAAAAUAUUUUAAGGAGAGUAUACUAAAUAUAUUAAAUGAAACAUUUUGAAGAGUUAAAAUGUAUGGUUAAAACAUUUGUUUUAAUCAAAUUUAUUUUUAUGACCUGCUGUCACUGACAGAAUUAACAUACAAGCUAUAAAAAAAAAGAUUGGGACAAGCACUGUCUUCAGCUAAUUUUCUCACAAACCAUUUUCUGUAUCCAAUAUCGGGGUCAAAUUAUAAGUGCUGAGAAAGUUACCAAGACAUGGAUAUCCAGGAAUCGCCCAUCUCUACCGUCCACUAUAAUAACAUUAAAGAAAUAUGUUUGAUGUUUCAAAUAAAGUCACACUAGUGGUGGAAGUCACUUAAGCACUUGGAUUUUGAAAUUGUUGAAGUAUAGAUUUCACUUUUAACAGCAGUAGCCUCUUCUGCUACAUAAUAAGAAUAAUCUCUUCCUUUUGGACUUGUUAAUUCUAAAUUGAAAAAUUGGUUGGGGCCCAAUAAAGCGGGAACGUGAAUUAAGUGUUUUAAGUUUUUCAUGUAGACCCAGUUCAUGUAUUCACUUAAAAAAAAAAAAAAAAUCUAUUUUGUUUAAUUAUUUCAGUUAAAACACCGCAAAUAAAAAAAAAAUAUGUAUGCUAUAUAAUGUUAUUAUUUGUGUUAAAUAAAACGUUUUUUGUAAUUCUCCAAAAUGAAUGAUUAACCUAUUAAAUUAAGAUCAGUUCUCAGGCAGGUUAUUAUUCUAAAUAUGAAAUCUUCAUCUGGUUACAAAGAUUUAACUACCAGCAAGAAUGAGUGUUUACAUUUGAAAAUCGUGAUUUAAAUCGAUUUUUACGGACGAGUAAUUUUACGGUAAAUCAAAGCCACCCUGGGGACUAACUAUGCUUUCUCUUUUUAUAUAUAUAUUUCUUUUCUUUUCUCAUGAGUGAUACACUGCAUAGGCCUGAAUUGAAGGAACAGAUCUAUUAAGCUCUUUUUGUUUUUAUGAAUUUAUAUUCUUGUCAUGUCAGGAACUGAUUACUGGGAAUAAUUUAGCUUUCACUGUAACAAGCUGCCUGUUAUAACUGAGCUGAAAUGAUCAAAUUGCCGAGCUAUUUAUAUAUAUAUACCGCUUUGUUUGCACCUUCAACCCAGCUUGCUGUUUUCACAGUAAAAACUGUUCAUGGUAUCAGCGCUGCGACUUGUGAGACGGUAAUCAUUAAAAUAAUGUCCUGUGUAAAGUCUUCCACAUACUAAAAUAGAUUUUAAAAAAUACCCAGAUUAACAAACGCCAUUAACAACUGGUCAAAGCCGAAAUUAGUGAUGAGUGAUGUGUUUUUAUUUAAACCUCCUUCCUGUCUUCAUUUUGUUAAACAAUUGUUUUUGGGGGGAUUUGUUUUGUGUUUUAUAGUGAUGCCCUACUUUUGAAUUUAAUUUAUUUUAUUUUUUUUCCACACACUGCUUUUACCUGAAAGCAAACUUCAAAUACAACAUGCUGAAAAUCUCCCCCCUCCCCCUUAUCCAAAAUGCUCCCACAUACCUUUCCGUUUGAGAUUUACAUUUACUUCAGACAUUUCUCUCCUCCCUCACAUGUUUUUCAUCUAAAUGUUCAGUAGCUUAUAAAUCAUUGUUUUUUUAAAUUUUUUGUGUUUUUGUUGUUUUAAGGUGUUGGGGCAGACUGAAAAAAUGUAAAAAGAAAUUAUGCAAAUGUGUUUACCAGUAGGUGGCUUCUCUGUGGAUUUCUCCCCUUCUUCCUGCCAAUGUUAGAUAAUUGUUUAUGAUAAUAGCAAGUCGUAUAAGAAAACUUGUACCAUCGGUCAUAAAACCGUUUGGUACUCAGCUGGUACUUUGCAAUAAUUUAGUCAGGCUUACUUCAAAAAGUAAAUGACCUCUCUAUUUAACUUCAUAUUUGUUGAAGGUACAUCUUUGUUGUGCGAUUCUGUUGUUGAUUGGAGAAGAAAGCAUUAUUUUUGGUUAUAUAUUAUAGUCUGCUCUUGUUUUCUUUUUCAAGCAAUUAUUUUUUUUUUAGGAUGCCUGGAAAGCUACAAUAUCUAAAUAUACAUAUAUAUGAAAAAUAUCUGUGUUGGUUAAUACCUGGUAGAGCAGUAACAUUGAACUUCUAUUUUGUCCUAUCUAGUCUGUAAACCUAUUGUUAUUGGGAAUCACAUUAGCUGAAAUGGACUGUUUAAAUAGACACUCCAUCACAAAAUUAUAUAUAUUAAAAAAGCACUAUUUAGUAUAACCCCGAUGAAGACAUGCAUGUAUUUAAAUAUGCAUAUUGUCACUGGGGGUAUAUCUAAAACCGCUUAUUAAAGCCCCACCAUCUUAAUUUUCAGUGAAAACCCUAACCUGUUGGUAGGUAUAGCUACAUAUUAAAUUAAAUACAGGGUUGUUCACUAAACACCAACUUUCUUGUCUGCAGUCUUUACACGUACUCUCCACCACCCUUUUCCGCUGCCCACUCUUUCUCUGGCUGUGGAAUCACAUACUUUCCUUACAAGGCAGGUGCUCUGGGCAAUUGCCUGUCUCUUAAGCUUAGCUCCUCUAAGCUAACCUGGGUGGUGGUGUAACAAUUUUGAUUGAAGUCUGCACUUUUUGUCAAAUUUCAAAAAGAGGACACACUCUUCAUAUAUAACACACUUUGGAAAGCUAAGGUGCUUUAGGUGUCUGGAGCAUUCCUUUAAUAUUUUCUAUUGGAAUUACUUUUCAAGGUUGUUUUUGUAGAUCUUCCGUUGCUGUCAAGGACCGUUUUAAUUACCGGGACACUUUUAACAGCAUAUCUCCAAACAUACAUGUGACGGAGCAUCAGGCAAAUAAUUAGCCAGUGUUUUGCAUUAUGAAGAACCGCUUUGAUGUGCUUGCUUAUUUCAUUAAGCAGUACAUUGUUUUAAACACAAUGCUUCUAUGGACUGGAGUAGAUGUGCACAGUGUUUAAAUGUCUGGUUUAGAACUAAUUUUCACCUCAAAUACCCCAUAUUAAACAGAGCAAUUAAACCUUGCUUAAACUUAAUUAUGUUAUAUAAUGCAUGCUUUUUGUCUUUGUCUGCUCCUCACAAUGUGGCUGUGCGUCUGAUUUUCUCGAAACUUCAGAUAUUUGACUAAGCUUUCCUUCCUAUGAUAUUUGGUCUUGUAUAUUGCUAUUCAGUGUUGGUCACUAGUGAUACCUAACCUUGGAUUGGGAUUCAAAUGUGCUCACCGUGCCCUGCCACAAAUUGUAUGUCACUGGGCAGAACGUGAUCAUGUGCCAGUUCAGUGAUCUUUGACUCCAAUUCCAGUGCUAUGCUUCUAAUGUUGGACUUUGUUGUAUUUUAAAAUGUGUGAAAUUCAAGAUAUUGGUCUUUAAGAGUUUAAUCCUUCAUAGGAGAAUUAGGCAUGGUGAAAUUAGUGAAUUGCUGUAAUUUUUUUUUAUUAAAAGGCGAAACUCAUUACUCCUUAUAUCUUGUUUGAGUGUUGCGAUCCCUCAAAGAAUGAGAUCCACACAAGUUUAAUGCAAAACAUAUAAAUACUGUGGCAUUGCAAACAACCCCCACCAUCUUAAUUUUCAGUGCAAACCCUAACCUGUUGGUAGGUAUAGCCACAUAUUAAAUUAAAUACAGGGUUGUUCACUAAACACCAACUUUUGUCUGGAUGACAAAAUUCGGUGAAAAGGACUAAAGCACAUUAACUUCCAGUAUUGCCAUCCAAACAAUGAAAUUUAGUCUGAGAGGAACCUUGCUCUCUAUCUGUAAUAUUUUCUAGUUGUUUAUUAAUGUUGCCAUUUCAAACUUUAUUAAUCUUGUGAUGUCUUUUACACACCAAUAGGAAAAAAAACAAAAACUCUUUGCAAUCACUGAGAGAGCUGAAGUAACUUCAUUCGGAAAGCACGCUGUAAAGGAUCAGGGUGACCUGCACUGUAUUUAGCUAAUCAAUAAUUCGACAUUCAUUAACUACUACCUUUAAGCAACCUGCAUUUCAGACCUUUACACACCAAUAAGAUAAAGUCCAAACUUCACAAUAAAACGUUUAAUGGAUAUUCUGUUGCAAGUUAAAGGGACACUAUAGUCACCUGAACAACUUUAGCUUAAUGAAGCAGUUUUGGUAUAUAGAACAUGCCCCUGCAGCCUCAUUGCUCAAUCCUCUGCCAUUUAGGAGUUAAAUCCCUUUGUUUAUGAACCCUAGUCACACCUCCCUGCAUGUGACUUGCACAGCUUUCCAUAAACACUUCCUGUACAGAGAGCCCUAUUUAGGCUUUCUUUAUUGCAAGUUCUGUUUAAUUAAGAUUUUCUUAUCCCCUGCUAUGUUAAUAGCUUGCUAGACCCUGCAAGAGCCUCCUGUAUUUGAUUAAAGUUCAAUUUAGAGAUUGAGAUACAAUUAAGGUAAAUUACAUCUGUUUGAAAGUGAAACCAGUUUGUUUUUUAUGCAGGCUCUGUCAAUCAUAGCCAGGGGAGGUGUAGCUAGGGCUGCAUAAACAGAAACAAAGGGGUUUAACUCCUAAAUUACAGUGAAUUGUGCAGUGAAAUGGCAGGGAAAUGAUCUAUACACUAAAACUGUUUUAUUUAGCUAAAGUAAUUUAGGUGACUAUAGUGUUCCUUUAAGGCCAACUGUAAAAGCAGAAAGAUCAAUGAGAAGGAUUUAAAGAUUUGCAAGAUUUUCACAGUAAAAUGUUACAGGUCUGUCAAUUUCAUUGUACACCAAGCAUGUCAAACUCAAAGUCUGGAUCGGGCCACACAAACAAGGUUUAAGUUUAUGUGGGCCGCAAAUAAAAAAUUACCGUAAAUUUUCAUAGAAACGUAGGUUUAUUUUAAAAAGUACAGUAUAACCCCCCCCCCCCACCACCCCAGCAUUCCCCUCUACUAAACCACAGCACCCCCUCUACUAAAUCCCAGCCCCCCUCUACCACCCUGUGCCAAAUCUGAUCCUCCCGCUGACACACACAUUCACUGACAGACACACACAUUCAUUGACAGGCACACACAUACAGACACACUGACAUACACAUACUCACUGACACACACACAUACUGACACACACAUACUCACUGACAGACACACUGACACAGACACACACACAUACUCACAGAGACACUCACAGACAGACACACACGUACACUUUCUUGCACACUCAUACUUUUCUUUAUUGCUCCUUACCUUAUGGAGUCGAUGUGGGGCAUCUUCUUUGGGUCCUUCCUGCUCCCGUGCGCGGUUUAGUGAUGCGGGGUGCCGGAAUAUGAUGUCAUAAUCCGGCGCCCGGCUUCACUUCAGAUGAUGCACGCGACGGAGCAGUGAGGAGCAGGAACACUGAGCUCCCUCGCUGCUUCCUCCGUCCCCUCCUCCCCGUCCGGGAAAGUGUUAGCAGAGUAGUCACCUGCAAUGUGGGGAAAGCAGGUGCCUACUCUGCUACAACACCAGCAUGUACUCGCGGUUCGCCAGGCCGCAAAGAUGGCCCUUGUGGACCACGAGUUUGACAUGCUUGUUGUACACUAAGCACCCUAUUGUAGUAAAUUAAAAUCUGAUCUACAAAAUUGGGGCAAAAAUAAUCAAGCUCUAAAUACAGAGUUGUAAAGUUUUUUUUUUUUUGUUUUUUUUUGUUAAACUAUUUUUAUCUAAACAUUUUCGGAUUUCAGUUUAAUACAGUUCGGAGUUUGAUUAAUUGUUUUAUGUAGGUAGUGCUAGACAUCAUUUGUUUGUUUUUUGUUUUUACAGUUUGCACGAACAAACAUUUCACAGGAAUGUUUCAUUAACCCCUUCCCGAUACGUCCGCGGCAAAUAGGCUCCAUUUACUUAUCUGGACUGGCGAUCCCGGUCGGGGGACUGCUAGAGAGCCCAGCGGUGCCCCUGCAGCAGCUCCGACCUCUUCGGCACUCCAGGGCCAUGUGAUCACCACGAUCACAUAGCCGCAAUAGGAGUCCAUGGAGCUGCCAGCAAAGGGACUGUCUGAUAUAGAUAUAGAUAUCUCUCUCUCUCUCUCUCUCUCUAUAUAUCUAUAUCUAUAUCUAUAUAUAUAUAUAUAUAUAUAAAUCUGUACACCAGUCAAGCUCACAGGAAUCACAAAUUUGCAGUGAUGUUACUACCGCAAAAGAUUCUGGGUGGGCAUAUGCAAAUUAAUUCAACAAAGAAUCACAUUUUUGCCUCAUUCCAUUUUAACCCCUUAAGGACACAAGACGGAAAUAUUCUGUCAUGAUUCUAUUUUAUCCCAGAAGUUGUGUUCUUAAGGGGUUAAACAUGGAUUCCUUUGAGUCUGUGUUUGCUGUAUACAGCAGCUUUGAAACACAACUAAGGGAAAGAUGCAAAACCAGUGAACCACUCAUUGACAGCUUUUUCAUUGUUAAUGCAAAUCAUCAGCAUGAGGUUGGUUACUGGUUUGCUUAUUGAGGCUUGGUAGUGUUUAACCCCUUAAGGACCACGGUCCUUAAGGUAAAUUUGAGCGCUGGAAGCCGCUCUAUGGGUAUUGCACAAUGCCUCGAUAUCGAGGCAUUGUGGAAUACACCCCCCACACUGCCGGGCACCCGGGUUGCCGCACAUGGUGCCCGACAGUGUAGGCAAGAGCAUCAGAAGCCUUCAUGCAGGUUUCUGAUGCUCUGCCUGUACUGAGUGCCUCAAGGGGUCGAGGCACUCCGUUAAAAUAAUAAAAAAAAAUUUUUUUUUAAAUUUAACCCCUACUCUCCUCCCCAUGUACUUAAUGAUCGCCACGGUUCCCCCGCCGGCGAUUGGUCUUCUUCUGAGACGGAUCCUCUCCAAUUUUGGACCCUCAGGAGCGGUCACAUGGGGGUCACAUGGCUGCAACAGGUGUCCACAGUGCUGCCAGCAGGGGGACUGCCUGAACUGACAGGCAGUCUCCCUGAUGGUGAAAAAGUAAAAAAAAAAAAAAUAAAAUACACCACAACCGACUUGCUCUUUCACACUAUCCCAUACUUAUCAAUGUUUGUAUCUUCUGUACUAUCAUGAGCCCUUAACACAAAUAUAUAUAUAUAUAUAUAUGUGUGUAUAUAUAUAUAUGUGUGUAUAUAGGAGAUAGAGAUAUGUAUGUGUAUAUAUGAGAUAGAUAUAUAAUCUAUCAUCAUACUAAGUGUAUUUUUAAUCAAUAUAUAAUAUAAAAAUACACUUAGAGUAAAAUUACACACACGUGUGUGUGUGUGUGUGUGUGUGUAUAUAUAUAUAUAUUAUAUUAUAAAAAAUAAAUAAUUUUAAAAAAUUAUAUGUAAUUUUAUUCUAACUGUAUUUUGAUAUUAAUAUAUUUAUACAUAUAUUUAUAUCUAAAUGCACUUAGAAUAAAAUGAUAUAUAUAUAUAUAUAUAUAUAUAUAUAUAUAUAUAUAUAUAUAUAUAUAUAUAUGCCCUUAACCGUGGACAUACUAGGUACGUCCGACAAAAAAAGGUGGUUAAGGACUGCAGAUAUAUCUAGUACGUCCAUGGCAAAUAGGAGCCUUGGACUUACCUGGACCGGCGAUCCACGACGUUCACGGUUGGGGGGGGACUGCCGAAGAUCCCAGCAGUCCCCCUGCAGCAGCUCUGGCCACCCUGGCCCUCCAGGGCCAUGCGAUCACCAGGAUCACAUCGCCACAAUAGGACUCUAGGAGCUGCCAGCAGGGGGACUGUCUGAGCUGUUAAAAAAAAUAAAAAUAAAUAUAUAUAUAUCAUUUAGCAACCUACCUGUUUUACGACGGCUCGCACUUAUGACCAGGCGUAAGUGCGAGCCGUCGUGGGGAUUCCCUGCUCUCGUGCGCAUGUCUAUGUUUGGGGAAACUUCCCUGAACAUAGACUAACGCACCAGAGCAGGGAAUCCCUCAAAUUUAUUUUCGGGGAAAUUUCGUUUUGGCCAAUCAGGACCUCCUCAUAGAGAUGCAUUGAAUUAAUGCAUCUCUGAGGAAAGUUCAACGUCUCCAUGCAGAGCAUGGAGACGCUGAAUGGCUGGGCUGAUUACUAUGCAGACUCUGAGCCAGGAAGCACCUCCAGUGGCCAUCUAAGAAGUGGCCACUUGGAGGUGUCCCUUGGGGCAGUGUUUAAAUGAAAAAUGCCCGAAGGGAGCUAUUAUACUCACCAGAACAACUACAUUAAGCUGUAGUUGUUCUGGUGACUAUAUUGUCCCUUUAAAUGUUAUCCCGGGGUGUAUGUAGAUGAACCAAGGAAUUUUUUAGAACAAUCUUUCUUUAACUUUUUAUGGAUGCAUCGGCGCUGCUUUGUAGGUCUGUGUUAUUUGUAAUUUAAAUAGCACAAGUUAGGAGGCAAAAAAAAAAGUUGGCAUUGCUUCACUAGCUUAGCUGAACCGUAACCUUUUGCCUAAAUUCAGACGAGUAUCAACAGUAAUCAGUACUGUUGAGGACAGGCAUUAAAAGUAGGAUUUCAGAAUUCCACGACCUUGUUUGAAGCAGAUAUUUAGCCCUGGUUAACACUAGUGCAGCCGUUUAAAUAUUGAUCAGCUUAAUGAAAUGUCUUCUUACUAACUAAAAACUUAGCACAGAAGUAAAAAAAAAGAGCCAACAAAUGAUAUCUAGUAGGCUUGGCUCCUUUCCAGUUUAUGGUAUAUUGUCAAAGUCCUGAGAAAUGAGUGGUGCUUUCCCUAAGUAAUUUAAACCAGUGUCUUUUUUAAAAUACAGUUUUAAAUAUUUACAUAGCUUGACUGUUUAUCCAUGCAUAGUUUUGAUCUAUUUAGAGAUGAGCCACCGGGAAAAUGCAUUGAAAUAAUAAUACAAAUAUGGUUAUUUACCCUUUUCUCGUGAUUGCUGCCAAUCCUCAUAAUUCAGAAACCGACAUAUGAGAUAUGUUUCUGAGUGAUCAAGAUUGGCAGCAAUGAAGAGAAAAGGGUAAACAACCAUAUUUUUAUUCAUUUUUUUAAAUCUUUUAUAAUCUUUUUUUUUUUUUUUCAAUGUGUUUUAUUUUAAGCAUUUUUUAUCAUCGUAUAAAACAGAAUACGAGGUAAAUCAAGGGAUACAGAAGAGAAAAGGGAAGGGGGGAGGGGAAGCAGCAGCUUAUAUAGGUUUCCACAUAUCAUUCAGUACAUUACAAUGUAAUACAGUAUGGUACAGCUAACAAUGCGGAUGUCUGAUAAUCCGUGGUGAGGGGACAUUAUUGGAAUACAGUUAACAUGUGAUCCUCAAAUUACAUAUUAAAAGUGAACAAUCUUUUUAUAGGUGAGCAUACAUUUUAGAGGUGAACAUACAUUAAAGCAUACUGGCUUAGUUGUAGGGAGGCAGCUGACUGUGCCCAUGGAGUAGGAGGAGGGGAAAUCCGGAUGGGGUUAGUGGCCGGACUACGGCCCCUGGUGCAACUCUCCCUCUCUAUAGAGCACCCAACUCUGCCAACUUGAUUUAUACCUACUUUGGCUAUUUGUCAGCCGGCUAGCCAUACGUUCAUAAGCAUGGAAUGAGUCCAGUCUACUGAGGAUUUCUGGCAAUGUUGGUGUCAGUGGUGAUUUCCAUCUAUGUGCGAUGGCAGUUUUGGUAGCCAUGAGACAAUGAAUCGUGAAAGGGAUUGCUUCCGUAGGGAGGGUAUUCGGAAAAAUAUGUAGUAGAAGGCACUCUGGGGAUUGGGGAAUUCGCACUCCCAGAAUUUUGUACAGAAGAGCGUGUAUGUCCCGCCAUAAUGUGACAAUAGACGUACAUGACCAAAAUAUAUGCAAGAGGGACCCUUCGCUAUUAUGGCAUCUCCAACAACUUGCGUCAGAGCCCGGAUAGAUACGGGCCAAUUUGGUGGGGACUAGGUACCAGCGCAUUGUUAAUUUACAGUAUGUUUCCCAUUGAUUAAGGCUAUGGGACGCCUGUUUGGUUAAUCUUUGGGCGCGAUGCCAUAAUUCAUUGGAAAAAUGCUUUCCUAGGUCAGAUUCCCAUUUGGACAUAUAUGAUGGUUUGGACAGUUUGUCGUGUAGCAAUAGAGUAUUGUAACAUAGAGAUAGUGCUUUAGUUUUUGGAAGCUUGCCCAUGCAUUUGUGGAUGAAGGGCGAUGUAGGGUCGGGUUCCCUCAUGCUAAUCCCGCUUUCCUGGAUUAUAUUUUUUAAUCUGAGAUAGGAGAAUAGUUCCCGUGAAGGGAUAUGGAAUUCCCUGAUCAGGUCUGGGAAGGGCUUGAUGCCUUCAGCGGACAGUAGGGAACGGACUUGGGUGAUCCCCUGCUUAAGCCAGUUAUCUAAGUGAAUGUUUGAGGUUUUUGUAGUCAGGGCUUGGAGUGGGGCAGCUAGGAGUAGGUCGUUAUUUCGUAAGAAGAGCGGUGUAGUUUGCUUCCAAUUAUGAAGGAGCGCGACUGUGGUGGGCAGCAAGGAUGUGGCUUUGGGAAGUUUUGACCCUGCCCACAGGGAUAGUGGGAUUGAGCCAUUAGGUGUGCAGGCGUUCUCCAAUGCCAGCCAUAUUGGGGGAGAGGGACGCUCAAGGAUCGCAAGGCCCUGGGCCAACAGGGACGCCCUAUAGUAGAGGGAUAUAUUGGGAACACCCAAUCCUCCUUUUGUGAACGGGCGCCAUAGUGCGUUUUGCGCUAUCCUGGGGGGUUUUCUCUUCCAUAUAUGAGCAUUGAUUAUGGCCUGAAAUUUCUUUAGGAGCGAGUUAGGGAUUGCAAUGGGAAGAGUGCGGAAUAGGUAUAAAAUGUGUGGGAGGAUCAUCAUUUUUACAGUAUGGAUACGUCCUAGCCAGGAGAUCUCCUUCUCCUCCCAGGACUUAAGGAGUUGCUCUAAUUUGUGAAUGAGUGGCAGGUGGUUUUCAUGCGUUAUUGCUGAGAGCCUCGUUGGCAAUUUGAUACCCAAAUAUGAGAUGGAGGAGUUCCGCCAUUCAAAUGGGUAUAGCGUUUUUAGAGGGGUUAGCGAGGUAUGUGGCAGUCCCAGUGCCAUUGCUUGUGUUUUUUUGGCGUUGUUUUUAUAGAACGAGACCUUACCGUAAGUUUCCAGCAAAGUUAGUAGAUUUGGUAAGGAUUUUUCUGGGCGUGAUAGGAAGAGAAGGACAUCAUCAGCGAAUAGGGCUAUUUUUUGAGUCCCAAUGGGGGUAGAUAGGCCUUCGAUCGAGUUGUCACUCUUGACGUGUCUAACCAGAGGUUCCAUGCAUAUUAUAAAGAUUAACGGGGAGAGGGGACAACCCUGUCUGGAGCCAUUCGUUAUUUGGAAAGGUUGAGAUAGGAACCCUGAAUUGAAUACCUUGGCUGCUGGAUUGGAGUAUAGGGCCAUAAUGCCUUUCAGGAAGUCUUGUGGUAUGCCCACUACAGUUAGAACAGCCCUCAUGUAAGACCAAUUAAGGCGGUCGAAUGCUUUUUCCGCAUCCAGGGCUAAUAAAAUGCCGCUUUGGUUGGUUUUUUGGGCCCAUGAAAUGAGGUUCAGAAAGUGCCGAGUGUUAUCCCCCGGUUGUCUAUGCGGGACGAAACCUGCCUGUUCUGGGGAGACCAGGUCCCUCAGGAGGGGUUGGAGGCGGUUGGCUAGUAAUUUAGCAAAAAGUUUAAUGUCUGCGUUCAACAAGGAGAUUGGUCUCAGGUUGGCGCAUUCGGUGGGCGGUUUGCUGGGCUUAGGAAGUGUAACGAUAUGGGCUAGCAGCAUUUCCUUCGGUAUUGUCCCUGAGUUCCUGAAGGAGUUGAAGAGGAUUGUGAGGUAUGGAGUGAGCUGUGGCUCAAAUGUGGAGUAAAAGUGGUUGGAGAACCCGUCUGGGCCCGGAGCUUUAUGUUUGGGUAAUUUGCGAAUUGCAUUUCGUAUUUCUUCCUCUGUGAAUUUGGCUGACAGGGUUGCGCAUUGCUGUGCCGAAAGGUGCGGCAGCCCUGCUCCUGUCAAAAAAGUGGCUAUUUCUGGGUCUAAUGGCUGGUGUAAAGUACUGUCCUGUGCGAGGUUAUAUAGUCCCUUGUAAAAGUUAGCUAGUUCGUCUACUAUAUCUUGUGGGUUGAAUAGCUUUGACCCAGUGGACGAGGUCAUAUAUGGGAGUUUAGAUUGUAUGUAUCGGGAUUUUAGUCGUUUUGCGAGUAGUUUGCCUGCCUUGUUCCCUUGCAUAUAGUAGGCGAGCUUUAAUUUGCGGAGCUGUCGUUCCACACUUAUCAGGGAUAGAUCAAGUAUUUUGUCCCUUAGCUUUUCGAUAGUACGGGAUAGAUUUUUAGUUGGUUUAAGUUUAUUAAUUUGUUCUAAGGAUUUAAGUUGAGAUAGUAGAUUAUCUGACUCAGUGUGGGUUUUCUUUUUGUUUAUUGCGCCUGCCUGGAUUAAUAGGCCUCUUAGCACGGCUUUUAGGGCAAGCCAUUUAGUGUCUAUGCGCGUGCUGUCGGCAAGGUGAGUCUCGAAAAAAGAUAUUAUGUUAUCCCGAAUUUUUGCAGCUGUAGUCUCGUUGUCUAGGAGGGAUUCGUUUAAGCGCCAGGCACUGCGCCCCCGUGACGGGAACAGGGCCCUAAAAGUAGUGGUUACCGGCGCGUGGUCGGACCAAGUCCGGUCACCUAUUUGCACUUCUAUUAUAUUGGGUACCGUAUUUUUAUCUACCCAGCACAUAUCUAUACGAGAGUAUGUGUGAUGGACUCGUGAGAAAUAUGUGUAGUUUCGUUCUUUCGGAUAGAGGGUACGCCACGAAUCGUAAAGGUCGUGCCUGUGGAGCAGCGUGUUAAGGGUUGCGCUCAUUGUGUUAGCAAGUUGGAGGGGUUGUUUGUUUGCUAUUCGCUUAAUGUCUAAGUCGGGGUCUAGCGUGCAAUUGAGAUCGCCACAGAUAAUAGUAUGCCCCACGCGGAUAGUAGAGAUUUUGUUUAAAGCUCUUCUGAUGAAGGAAAUUUGGGAGUUGUUGGGUGCAUAUAUGGAAGCGAUCGUAAGUUGCAUUCCAUUCAAAGAGCCUACCACUAUAAGGAGCCUGCCCAGCUCGUCUACAUAAGUGUUGUCAAGAUGGAAGACCCAGUCAAUAUGGAACAGAAUUGCCACUCCUCUCGUUUUGUUUGGGGCAAGGGCAUGAAAUACCUGCUGAUACCUGGAUGAGCUUAACUUGGGGGGGUUUCUUUUGCACAUGUGCGUUUCCUGGAGGCAGACUAUGGCUGCCUGGGAAGUAUGAAUGGUCUUAAUCACAGAGCUCCUUUUAAAUGGGCUAUUUAGGCCGUUAACAUUCAUAGAGAGACAUUUAAAUUGGUACAUCAUCUUAAAGGGAUAUAUAAUAGAGCUUGUUAGUCACAGCAUGCUGUUUGCCAGCGACAGACAUGGAGCCUGUGGCUAGGUGGUGCGUAGUGUAGAAUAAGGGAAGAUCAGAUGACUGAUUACGUCCUGCACAGAUAUGGGUCAACUUAGCUGCCAAGGGGAUGGGAGGGGAAAUAACAGGAAAGACAAAAUCAACAAACAAAGGUAUAUACAUUAACUCUCUGAGAUGAGAGAAAAUACUGGGAUCCAGAGGGGAGCCUAAAGCUCUAGGCACCUCGGAUACCCUUGGGGGGUCGUGCGGAACAGGACCGCACCCGGACCAGAUUCUCAAAGUAGGUAGGAAUGGAGAGGAGAAUAUGCGCGGGAGGGGCUGAAAUCUGGACAGCAUUCUCACCUAUGCCCUCUCUAAAUCACUGAGGCAAUAUAGGGGAGAAGGGUAACGGAUUUAUAGUAACUUAACCGGGAGUACUGUGGCUAACUGAUGGAUGAGUUUUUUUGUUUUUUUUUUUAUUAUUUUUUUAUUUUAUUUUUUUUAUUUUAUACUUUAUUUUAUUUUUCCCUCCGUUGAGCUGAGCAUGGUCGGUAGAGUAUCUAAGGUUAUAAUCAUAAGUCUCAGGAUGCGACCAUUUAACCAUGUGUGUGCUUAACGCUCCGAGGGGAGGGGGGGCCUUAGGAGACCUAGCCUUGGGGCCUGCUAAAGUGCAGGAGGGAUAAAAUGGAACACAUGGAAGCCUAAACUCAUCCGUAGGGAAGAACUAACAUUGUAAUAGAGCAAUUUACCGGGGGGGUCACUCCCUUGCCAAACAUUCCUCAGAUGAAGCAGUGAAACAAGCAUGACCUCCCCUCAUGAAUAUAAGCAAUACUUAGUGGAUACUAUAAAAACGUUUUUUUUUUUUUUUUUUUGUUUUUUUUUCCUUUUAACUUGUGAACUAUUCAUGCCUUCCCACCCUACACCCACAUUAAACAUUUUGCCACCGUGUAUGUUCAUACGAUACCACUCGAAGCAACUGGGGUCUAUGGCCCUUAUUGGUAUAUUAUCGCAGAGUCCAUGCGUGUGGCAGAAGCCUGCUGGAGACAGUUCAGGGGUAAGUGGUUAGUGUCCGAGUUGGGCGAGGGCAUCGGCAAGCAGCAUGGUGUCUUCUUUCGCGGCUGUAGAAUACGUCAAGGAGUAGAGGCAGGGAGACGCUGUCCUAGAUGGGGUGGCCAUUAGCGCCGAGCGCCAACCAUCUGCCAGUCUGGCUGGGACCUCUUCGGGGUGGUCGAGGCGUCUGGUUGUAGGUGGGUGGUUUCUUGCUGGCCCCAAAGACCCCAUUGUUUCAGCAUGGUGAGCCCUUUCGAGGGGUCAUCUAUAAUGUGGAGCUUAUUCUGCCGCCAGACCAGCAGUCUCGUAGGAAAUCCCCAGCGGUAAGCCUGGUUGUGGUUGCGUAGGGUUUUGGUAAUGGAGGAGAAUUCUCUGCGUCUUGCCAUAGUGAGGGCCGAUAGGUCCGCAAAAAUAGAGACAGCAUUAUAUGGGUCGGGCAAUGGGGAUUGGGCUCUGGCGGCCUUAAGAAGAGCCUCCUUGGCUUUAAAGUGAUGAUAGCGCACGAUAAUGUCGCGCGGGACGUCCGCGCCGAAUCUGGGCGGUUUUGGAACCCGGUGGGCUCUGUCCAGUUCCCAGGUAACACCGGAGAGGUCAGGGACCAGCGUUGUGCUUAAUGCGAUAAUGUAGGCCGAGAUCUGGUCUGUUGUGACGGACUCUGCUACUCCCCGGAACCGCACGUUGUUCCUGCGGGAGCGGUCCUCCAUGUCCGCCAUUUUGUGCCAUAAUUUGGUGUUAUCUUCCUCUAGUUUCUGUAGUCUGUCCGCCAUCAGGUUUUGGGCAGAGGAGAGAUCGUCAGUUUUCCGUUCGACCUGAUCGGUCCGGUCACCCAAUUCCUCUAGCUCUUGAUGAAUGCCCGCCAAGGAGGUGGUGAAGUCCUCCUUAAUGGUGGACCUGAGGUCCGCGAGCGCUUGUCUCAGAUAUUCUUUUGAGAAUUGUGAGUCGUCUGAUUGUGAAUGCGUGGGCGACUCGGUGCAAGGGUCAGGGUCCGGAGACUGAGCUCUGCUGGCGGCGCCAUCUUGGGCCUGUUUCAGCUUUUCCCUCUUGUGGUGGCGGACCGCGUCCGUGAGUUUUGUCUGCUUCGAGGGAGACAUUAGAAGCCGUGUAGCCUUUGCCCCCCGCUGGGACAAGGUAAUCCGGCGAGAUUUCCUCUUUAAUAGUAUUAAAUCUGGUCCGGGUGGUGCGGAGCUCCUACUCCAUGCGACCGAUCUUGCCGGAAGUUGGACACGCCCCCCCUUUUAUAAUCUUUUAAUAGUUUGGCGAAAAUAAAGCAUUUUGGGGCUUUACGAGAAAGUUCAUUUAUGUUAUUUGGGCCCUGUUGUUUUUCUUUGCCAUACAAGUGACAUUAGAUGUUUGGUGGCCCAUCAGAAGUUUUUGCAAAUCUAAGAGAACUGCUUUAUAACCUAUUCAAAAAGCAUAGGCACCAAUGGCACUGUAUUUGUUUCCGCAUAGACUGCACAGUUGAAGGCCAUCUCUGUAUCUAGGGAUAUCAACAUUCGUUGUUGAUCAGACCUCCAGCCAACUGGGCUAUGUUAAGAACUGACCGCAUAUAUCAGGUCCAUUUCAUCCAGGUACAAGUUCCACCUGGUCAGGGUAGACUGUUCCCCAGACAAUAGGGGAGAGAUAUCGCCUUUCUUUAGUAUUAUUAAUACCAGUAUUUAUAAAACACAGUCAAAUUCUGCUGCGUUCCACAGUUUGAGAGAAAUACACUACCAUAUACACAGUCCAGUCCAUAGAGGAGCAUUGGGCCCAGGGGAAAUUAUUGCAAACUGACUUUAACCUAUCCAUUUCCUAGUAAUUAGCUUUGAGCAGUGCAUAGAUAAAUUGCUGUUCACAUUCAGCUAAUACCAUGUUGUUGUUUUUUUUAAGAUGGGAUUCCCCAUUUUUGCUUGUUGGGAAGUAUGCUUUAUAUGCAGUUGGGUUAUUGGACACAUGCAUAUAAAAUUUCCAGCAAACCUCGGCAGCGUUGGUAAUUUCUGCAUAUGCAGAUUAGGCAAGACAAUCCUGAUUUUUGGGGUCCCAUGGCACCUAAUCCACAUCAGUGGACACCAAUUGGCACCAAAUGCCUGGUGAAAUACUGUGCGAAGUCUGCCCAUGUGAGAGCACUUCAGUAAAGCUCUGUGCAUGUAAAGCCCUGUGUGGGGCUGGCGAGCCUGGCUACAUGUACGUCCGACCAAUACAACCCUAGGUUCAGCAUAUCUGGUAUUUUUUGGGUGCUCUGCUCUUCAACGCGCCUUGGUCCACUCACUCUUUUGAGCCUGACCGCUCAUUGAGAUGUCUAGCUGAAAGUGUAUGUUUUUUGAAUUCACCCUUCUCAAUGAGCUGUAGUAUGGCUCAUUAAGAAAUAUUAGCAGGCACAAUCUAGCCAAGCGUGCCUACUGCUUCUGAGUACCAUCUUUGGAGGGGUUUCAACAGUAAUUCAUAAAAGUGCUAAAUUUAAUCGAAAUUUAGAUAUUUGGGGGAAAAGAAGCACAUUCUAAACGCAUACAAUACCUCUUCAGAAGACUGAAGUGCUUUUUGUGUCUGGAGUGUUUUUCUUUAACUCUUCUAUGUAAAGGAUUAGGCAAAUUGUAUUAUAUGAGGACAGUCCAUGUACAUCACAUCAUGUCACAAAAGGGUUAAUGGGUUUAUAAAUGAGUUUCACUUGCAGGUACAUGAAGCUAUACCUUUUUAUUGUUGCUUCCCUUAGUAAACCUUUCUCUCCUUUGGUAAUUUUGUUUGCUUGAGCUAUUAUUUGGCAGUGAGUUACCAUUCCCACGCAUACACAAAAUAUGUGAGAGGUGUAAUUAGAUUAGUAAUAAACGGUUAAAUGUACAUUUUUUUUUUUAUUCUUUAUUUUUGUGUGCAACAGGUUAUGACAGGCUUGCAAAGCUCCAACAAACAUAUCAAACAGUAGAGAUCAUGACAUUUGUACUAGCAUAGUGGGGACAGGUGUUCCUGCCCUCUGGGGGUUACAGUGGUGUACCUGAAGAGUAUAGCAGGAGAUGGCUGGUUGUGACUAAGGCUAUAACUACACCUCCGUCACACCUAGGUAACUGAACUCUGGGUCCAAUGGCGCCAGAGGCGGCGGUGGGGAGAGAGGUCAGGGCGUUGUUUAAGGCCAGGUAGGAAUUAAGCAUAACUGACCAGUGGUGCGUGCAGGUGGGCCUAUAAAACGAAAAGUCAAAAUGGAGAAAGGUCCAGAACUAAAAGCCUAAUGAAAAGUUUAACCAACUUUGAAGCGCAGUGUGGGAGAGUUCCAUGAAUUAGAGGAGGUAAGUUCCUGGCGCCUACUUCACCAUCUCAGGUAGUGACUGUAGCGGCUGCGCUAGUGUAGUUGUUUUCGGGAUAAAUGGUGUGAUUGUGGUCGGGUCCCAUCUAUGGGUCUCUGAGGUCUUUGCCUGUUUGUUGGAGCGGUGUAGGGAGUCCCCUGGAAGGCCCAGCUUGGUGAGGAGUGGGGGUGAUUCAGAGAUAUCCGGGAUGGAGUGUACCGCGUCUCCCGGUCUUAAUUGUAAGGCCCGUGGCUGCGGAGCAGGGCUGUGAGGGGUUGUAGCAUUUUGCGCCAUUGUAGCCUCUCGCCGGAGAGAUCUGCAAAGAAAGAUAUAGCCAUGUUCUCGAAGUUGAGCUAGGCUGUCCCUGUAAGCGCCGCUUGCACCAGCAUCUUGUCUGCUACGUUGCAAAACCGCAGUAUCAGGUCUCUGGGUGCUGAUUCAGGCACUUUCUUGGGUUUUGGAACCCGGAAUAUGCCCUCCAGGUUUACGGCUCUGGAUUGCUUGAGCUCCAGUAGGUGGGCCACGAGCCGCCCGUUGAGAUGUGGAAGCUCUACCGCGGGUAUGCUCUCUGCUAUUCCCCAGAUUUUUUUAAUUGUUGCUGCGUCUCGAGUCUUCAAGCAAGGCGAAGCGCAGAUCGGAGGCUGCAUGACGCUUGGUGAGUGUGUGGAUGUCUGGUUGGAGCUGCGCUAUUGUUUGAGCAUUCUGCUCCGAGGUGGCUUCCACUAUGUUGAUGCGGUCUACCUCUGAAAGGUCCCCAGCAUGUUCUCGAGCAUUUCUGCCGUCACCGAUCUGUAGUCGCCGGCCUUCGGUGGAGGCUGCAAGGUCUCCCUCUUUGUCUGGGGACAGCUUGUCUGAGUAGUCGUAGAAAUCUCUCAGGUUGGUGGCCAUCUUGGGCCCACUCGCGUCAUGCGCUUGGUGGAGAUCAUCUCCUAUCUUCAUACCCGACUUUGGUCUCUUGGGUUUCAGUUUGUUGGUUUAGGGGCUGUGGUAUUUAGGCUUGCAAAUAGGUUAUUUUUGCCAUGUUUUGGUCGAUUAGCCUGGAGUCCGCUAAGGUCAAUUGCUCAUCUCCGCCCCCCAGAAAUUUAUUUUUUCAUUUGUAUUUUGCCUUUUAGCUUUAUAUACUUUGUUUCUUGUGUAUGUGUUUUUUUUUUGGGGGGUGGCGGGAUUCUCUGAAAGUUUGUACAGUAUUUUCUUGUUUAAUUAAGACAUUGUACAUCAAUGUUCCUCUUUACCAUCACAUUAUUUUAGACUUCUUUUUGAAUUUGUAACUCCACAAACCGCAUGAAAAACCAGUUUGCUUUUUUUUAUGUGUAGAGACUUCCCCUUCAUACUGAUUAAAGGAACAAUCCCAGUAUUACACAUAAAUACAUUUCAGUAUAACGCUCGAGUAUUCUACUCCUGUUGCAGUUGCUUACCUCUAAUCCAGCAACAAGAUCUCUGUCAAGGUCGCCAAUACAAUAUAUACCACAUGAGAAGGAGUACUCUCUUGGCUGUCUGACAGUUGAAGGGAUGCAACAUAAUACCUUUAUAAAAGUACUGAUUUCCCUUGUAAUUGACACUUUUAUAAUCCAGCAGAGGAGACUCUUUGUUAACAUUUAAAGCAUCUCAGGAACCUGAAGAGCUUUAGGGUUGAGUGUUCUUUUACUAUCUCUUUUAUAAUUGUUGUGCAACAAAUUACCGUAUAUACUCGAGUAUAAGCCGACCCGAAUAUAAGCCGAGGCCCCUAAUUUUACCCCAAAAAACUGGGAAAACGUAUUGACUCGAGUAUAAGACUAGGGUGGGAAAUGCAGCAGCUACUGGUAAAUUUCUAAAUAAAAUUUAGAUCCUAAAAAAAUUAUAUUAUUUGAAUAUUUAUUUACAGUGUGUGUAUAUGAUGAAUGCAGUGUGUGUGUAUAUGAAUGCAGUGUGUGUGUGUGUAUGAAUGCAGUGUGUGUAUGAGUGUUAUAUUAUUUUUUUAUUAUUAUUUUUAUUAUUUAUAUUUAUAUAUUAUAAAUGUAUUUAUUAUUAUUUAUAUUUAUAUAUUAUUAAUUUAUUUAUUUUGUUGUCCCCCCUCCCUGCUUGAUACAUGGCAGGGAGGGGGGCUCUCCUUCCCUGGUGGUCCAGUGGCAUUGGCAGUUCAGUGGGGGGAGGAGGGGGGGCUGGCAGGAAGCACUUACCUCUCCUGCAGCUCCUGUCAGCUCUCUCCUCCUCCGCGCCGGUCCGUGCAGCUCUGAUCUCAGCUCACACUGUAAGUCUCGCGAGAGCCGCACUAUGACCCCGCGGCUCUCGCGAGACUUACACUGGGAGCUGACCGAGGUGCUGACCGGACCGGCGCGGAGGAGGAGGGAGCUGACAGGAGCUGCAGGAGAGGUAAGCGCUCGCUGCCAGCCCCCAGUCUGUAUUAUGGCAAUGUAAAUUGCCAUAAUACAGACACUGACUCGAGUAUAAGCCGAGUUGGGGUUUUUCAGCACAAAAAAUGUGCUGAAAAACUCGGCUUAUACUCGAGUAUAUACGGUACAUUUACAUAACCCUUACAUAAAACUUUUUUUUUUUUUUUUUUUUGUCAAAGUUAUGUUCUUUUCUUUAAAUGUUCUUUCAUAAUUGUACUUAUUUGGAUUAUGCUGGCAAAACCGUUGUAUUUCAUAUGUAUUUAUUUAACAAAGAGUUGUUCAAAUAGUAAUCUCAUUUAUGUGCUUUCAUGGCUAAAAUGUCACAUGCUGAAGCAAAAAAUCCAUUAGUGGGUUUGUGUUUGAGAUUUUUUUUUUUAAUUCUUGUUUUUUUCUGUUUCAUUGAAGGAGAGUGUUGUUUUUUUAAUAACUAAUUUUACUCUAAUUUCUCUCUUCCUUUUUUUAGGAAAGAAUAAUAUUUGGCUAAGUCAUUUGGACAAAAACUAUGGCAUUCGUUUUAUUAUUGACUGAGCACAUCAAAAAGAACUUUGACAGUAUUUUGAUAAUUCUCAGUUAGCAGUGUGUCCCAUCUCUUCAACACUAAGCAGUGUUUUUCAGAGAGAGAGAGAGCACAUACUACUUUAUGUAGCUCUGCUCAUUAGGAUUUCGAGCCUUCGAGUCCAGUACAUUUGAUUUUUAAUUCUUAAUUAUUUUUUAAAUUUUCUCUUCGUGGCCAGAAGAAAAAACAAAGGCAAGAUGGUUCUGGACGAGUAUUUGUGGAUGGUUAUUGUCGGUUUCAUCAUAGCGUUCGUCUUGGCAUUUUCAGUAGGUGCUAAUGAUGUUGCCAACUCUUUUGGCACUGCAGUGGGAUCUGGUGUGGUGACCUUAAGGCAAGCAUGCAUAUUGGCUUCCAUCUUUGAAACAGCUGGCUCAGUACUACUGGGAGCCAAAGUUGGUGAGACUAUCCGGAAAGGAAUCAUUGAUGUGAAUCUCUACAAUAAUACCGUUGAUUUGUUGAUGGCUGGAGAAGUUAGCGCAAUGGUUGGUAAGUAAUUAUUUGUAAUCUUCUAGAUUCGUCACUGGUAAAGUAUUGGCUUGUGGAAUAAAAAGCAUCAUUUAGAAAAUCCAGAAUUUACUGAGGUUGAAAUGUAUAUAGGUGUUUUUAAAAAAAAAUGUGUUCCUUAAAAUAAUUGUUGUACUAAAUAUAGAAGACGCACCUUAUGAAUGUUAUGUCUUAUAUAGUGUACGAUUCCAAUUGUGUGUGUGUGUUUAUAUAAAUAUACAUACAUACUAAAUUGCAAUAUCCAGUACAAUUUUUUUGUCUCCUUCCUCUGUGAGUGUAAAACAGGACUGGCCUUAGGUAUGUCGAACUUUAUUAUUGCAGGGGGUAUCCACUAAGGAUGAGUGUGGCAAAAAGAGGAGCUGCUGUUGUAAUGUGAUUGCCAUUGUGUGCACCCUCUGCCCUGGCAUCCUCAGCACAAACUGAAUUUAUUUUCCACACUAGAACAUUGUUGAGGAAGACUGUCAAGGAAUGGACAGUCAGGGUUGGCCAGCAGACAACUUGGUUGUGCUAAAAGUGGUUGGGAGAUGGUAAGAGACAUGACCACAUAAGGAGAGACUUGAGAUGGGCACAGGGGAACUUGGCAAUGGGCUUAGGUGAAGAACAUAUAGGUGGACACAGGAUGGUUUGGAGAUGGGCAUAUAAGAAAACAUGGGAAGGGUACAACAGGAUGGCAUGGAAGUGGGCGCACAAGGAGGGGAUCGAAGCGCAAUAGGAGAACUGCAUUAAACAAUUAUAAUAAAUUAAAUGAACAUUUACCAUAUUUUCCUUUUUAUAUAUAAUAAUGAUGCAUGGCCCUCCUAAGUUAUUGCACAGGCAAAACUUACAAUAUAUGUAGGAUAUUGAAAUCUCUACUUUUAUAAACCGUUGCUAAAGACCUUUGUAGGUCGAAACGUUGACUUAUUUCAUGUGAAUUUAAAUACACAGAAUUUUGUUUUUCAUCAAAUCCAACGAGUGCUCUCAUUCUUUUGAUUUAUGCAUAUUCUCAGUGCUGUGCAACACCAUGGUCCGUUUAAGGAACAAGUUUAUUUUUGGGAAGAGUGCCAGAACUCCUAUAUUUGUUUAUAUAUAACAAUGAUUUAAUUAAAAAAGUUUUUUUUUCCCCUUCAAAUCAAUCUACACUCAAUACUCUAUAAUGACAAAGCAAAAACCAGUGUUUUAAAAACCUUGCAAGUUUCUUAAACAGAAAAAAUACUGAAAUAUCACAUCAGUUUUCAGAACCUUUUCUACGACACUUGAAAUUUAGCUCUGUCUCAUCUUUAAAAAAUGUCUACACUUUGAUUGGUGUCCAGCUGUUAGGAACAACCAGGGUUAUUACUAGAGCUUGUGUCCGACCAAACUGAGUGGUGGUGAGGUAACUUUGUGUGAGCUACAUAGAUCAUGCGUGGACGUAACAAGAAGCAUAAAAGGCUGCUUGGAAUUUGGAGAAAAAUAAUAGGCCUAAAUUAUUAUUAUUAUUAUUAUUAUUAUUAUUGGUAUUUAUAUUACGCCAGCAUAUUCCAUAGCACUUUACAAUAUUAUCAGAGGGGCAGAUUUAACAAUAAUUACAAAUACAUACAGGAACGAUAGGUUGAAGAGAACCCAGCUCAAAUGAGCUUACAGUCUAGAGGAGGUGGGAUAUAAAACACAAUAGGACAGGAGAUAGCAAUCAAACAAGGUGGAGUGAAUCAGAGCUGGAAGAGAGAAUAGAGUGCUGCCCUUUAGGAGAGAGCAAGGAGCAGGUAUGUAAGGUAGAAGUUACUCUGGGAGGCUGUAAGUUUCCAAAAGAGAUGUGUUUUGAGGCACUUUUUAAAUGAUUGAAGACAAGGGGAGAGUAUGAUGGUGGUAGGCAAGCUAUUCCAAAGGAAAGGAGCCACCUGCGAGAAGUCCAACAAGCGUGAGUUGGCCAUAUGGGUGCAAGCAGCAGACAGGAGAAUGCAGAGCGGAGAGAUCAAGAAAGGGCAUACCUACGGACCAGUGAAGAGAUAUAGGAGGGGCUAGAAUUGUUUAAUGCUUUAUAGGUGUGGAUUAGUACCUUGAAUUGACUCCUAUAGGAUACAGGAAGCCAAUGUAAGGACUGACAAAAGGGAGAGGUGUGAGAGGAGCGACAGGAGAGGAAAAUAAAUCUGGCAGCAGCAUUCAUUACAGACUUCUGGGAAGACCAAUUAGGAGAGAGUUACAAUAAUCCAUGAGAGAGAUUAAAUUACUCGGACUGUGAGAAUCAUGAUUAUCUGGUUUUAUGAAAUCAAUAUUGAACUGUUUGGCCCCAAUUCAAAGCAUCAUGUCUGCAGGAAACCAGGCACCACUAAUUACCUGCUCAAUACCAUGUUAGCGGUGAAGCAUGGAGGUGGUACCAUAAUUCUUUUGGUUGGGGCGUAGUUCUGCAGCUGGGACUGGGAGACUGGUCAGGGUUGAGGGAAAACUGAACACCGCAAAAUAGAGAUAUCCUUAAUGGAAACUUGGUCCAGUGUGGUGAGAACCUCAGACUGGGUUGAAUUAUACACUUCCAACAGGACAAUGAUCCUAAGCACAAUGACAAGACAAGAGUGGCCUAGGGCCCACUCUGAGAAUGGCCUAGCCAUAGCCUAGAACAAUUGAACAUCUCUGAAAAGACCUGGAAAUGACUUCUGAUUGACGGCCCCAUCCAACUAGACAGAGCUUGGGAGGAUCUGCAAAGAUGAAUGGCCAAAAUACAGGUGUUCAAAGCUGAUUACAUCAUACCCAAAGUGCUCAAGGCUAUAAUCGCUGUCAAGAGUGCUUCAACUAAAUGCUUCAAUGUUAUAUUUCAGUUUUUUCUUCUUAAUAUAUUAGUAGUGUAAAAAAACAUAUAUAUAUAUAUAUAUAUAUAUAUAUAUAUAUAUAUAUAUAUAUAUAUAUAUAUAUAUAUAUAUAUUUUUUUUUUAAAUUCUUUAUAUAUUUCAUUAUGGGUUAUUGGGUGCAGAUUGGUAUGAAAAAAAAUUAAACAGGUAUCGCCUAAGGCUGCAAUUUUGAAAAAAAUAUAGGAGUUUAAAUCCUUUCUGAAUGCAUCAAAUGAAAACAUAAGUGAAAAAUCUUCUUGCCUUUGAGGACUCCAAGAAAAUUUUGCCUGGUGCAACUAUAAGCAGAUAAUCCUGAUAAUUGCUUGUCAAACUGAAACUGUGACUUAAUAAAUUGCACAGCACUUUCUGUGUUGCAAAAAUACCCUGAGUGACGUUUUCUUGUUAAGCAUGUAUCUAGCUAUAUUUCUAAAAAAAUUCAUAGCCCUAUAUGAGAAAUUCACUGGGAUCUGGAGUUUAAUGUAUUUGUUCAUGCAGCUCACCCUGCUUGUGACUUACACAAUCAACCUACAUACUUCCUGAAAAAUAAAUCUAAAGUUUUCUUCUUCUUUUAUUGCACAGCGUGUUAAAUUUGGAUUUGUUUUUUCUCCUGCUCUGUUAAUUAUUUGCUAGAGCCUGCAACAGUCCAUUGUGUGUGUGUGUGUGAUUAAAGUUCAAAUAACAGAGCAUGAUCUAAAAACCUUUAAAGUAAACACACUGUGCUCUAACAAUGGAUUGAAAAUUAGAUCAUUGUUUUAUGCAGGCUAUGUGAGUCACAGUCAGGAGAGGUGUGGCUAGGGCUGCAUAAACGGAAACAAAUGUGCUUUAACUCCUAAAUAGCAGAAAAUUGAGCAGACUGAUCUAUACGCCAAGACUGCUUAAUUAAGCGAAAGUUGUUUUGGUGAUCAGUGUUUCCUCGUUGAGAUUACUACCUGCAUCUCCCCAUUAUUAAAUAAUAACACUAAAGUUUUUAAACUUACCUUUAUUGCAGGGUUGGGACAGUAUGUUCUCUACAUCCACUCCACCUCUGAUGACUUUUGUCCAACUCAUUGAGCACUGGGGACAUGGAGCGCAGUGUGCUGAGUUGCAUUGGACACAUUUGACGUCUUUAUAUCAAAGCACACUUUUGCAACUGUUUUCUGUUUCGUUGCAGGUUCUGCUGCUUGGCAGUUGAUUGCAUCUUUCUUGAAACUCCCCAUUUCGGGCACACAUUGCAUUGUUGGCUCAACGAUUGGUUUCUCCCUUGUUGCAAUUGGUACUCAUGGUGUGCAGUGGAUGCAGCUUGUCAAGAUUGGUAAAUGAGCUUUGCUUUUAUGAGUGAGGGUAUGUGGAAUAUGUUAAUAGAUAUCUCUGGGAUAUAAAUAUACCCUUUCUAAAUGAUGGAUGUGAAUGGUGGCUAUUGUAAAAUUACGCUAGCCUUCCUGACAUGAUCACACGUAUGUCAUAUGUAUGCAGAAAUAUUACACUCAAACAAAUUAAAAUUUUAUCACAUUGAAAGUGCUCAACUAUAUCUUCACUCACAGAACAAAAGUUGCACUCCAGAAAUAAGUGAGUUGAAAUCUAGCUAUUCAUACAAGACAAAGUAUUUUGGGUUUUUUUUUGGGGGGGGGGAGGUAGGGGGGUGGGGGUUUGGCAAUCCUGAAAUUAUUUGUGCAUUUAAAAGGGUUUACCCUAAAUGUAUUUAUUUUCUUUCAUUGAAAUAGGAAAGGAGCCCAUUCAUCCAUGUAUACAGUAUCUCACAAAGGUGAGUACACCCAUCACAUUUUUCAAAAUAUUUUAUUAUAUCUUUUUAUGUGACAACACUGAAGAAAUGAUACUGUGCUACAAUGUAAAGUAGUAAGUGUACAGCCUGUUAACAGUGUAAAUUUGCUGUCCCCUCAAAAUAACUCAACACACAGCCAUUAAUGUCUAAACCAGUGUCAACAAAAGUAAGUACACCCCUAAGUGGAAAUGUCCAAAUUGGGCCCAAAGAGUCAAUAUUUUGGGUAGCCACCAUUAGUUUCCAGCACUGCCUUAACCCUCAUGGGCAUGGAGUUCACCAGAGCUUCACAGGUUGCCUCUGGAGUCCUCUUCCACCCCACCAUCAUGGAGCUGGUGGAUGUUAGAGACCUUGAGCUCCCCCACCUUCCAUUUGAGGAUGCCCCACAGAUGCUCAAUUGGGUUUAGGUCUGGAGACAUGCUUGGCCAGUCCAUCACCAUUACCAUCAGCUUCUUUAGCAAGGCACUGGUCAUCUUGGAGGUGUGCUUUGGGUCGUUAUCUUGUUGGAAUACGUCCCUACAGCCCAGUCACCAAAGGGAGGGGAUCAUGCUCUGCUUCAGUGUGUCACAGCACAUGUUGGCAUUCAUGGUUCCCUCAAUGAACUGUAGCUCCCUAAUGCUGGCAGCACUUAUGCAGGCCCAGACCAUGACACUCCCACCACCAUGCUUGACUGUAGGCAAAACACAAUUGUCUUUGUCCUCCUCACCUGGUUGCUGACACACACACUUGACACCAUCUGAACCAAAAAAGUAUAUCUUGGUCUCAUUGGACCACAGGACAUGGCUCCAGUAAUCCAUGUCCUUAGUCUUUUUGUCUUCAGAAAACUGUUUGCUGGCUUUUUUGUGCAUCAUCUUUAGAAGAUGACAGAGACCUUUUGGGGUCGGAAUGUUGCUGUUGUGGUUCUCAAUAAAGUGCCUGUCUUGAACCAAGGAGUGCCUGGACCCCUGUUAUUUUACUCCUCUUUAGAAGAGGCUUCCUUCUGGGACGACAGCUGUGUAGACCAAUUUGAUACAGUGUGCGGCGUAUGGUCUGAGCACUGACAGGCUGACCCCCCACCCCUUCAACCUCUGCAGCAAUGCUGGCAGCACUCAUACGUCUAUUUCCCAAAGACAACCUCCUGAUAUGACCCUGAGCACGUGCACUCAAAUUUUUUGGUCGACCAUGGCAAAGCCUGUUCUGAGUGGAACCUGUCCUGUGAAACCGUUGUAUGGUCUUGCCCACUGUGCUGCAGCUUUGUUUCAGGGUCUUGGCAAUCUUCUUACAGCCUAGGCCAUCUUUAUGUAGAGCAGCUUUAAUUUUUUCUUUCUUCAGAUCCUCAGAGAGUUCUUUGCCAUGAGGUGCCAUGUUAAACUUCCAGUGACCAGUGUGAGAGCGAUAACACCAAAUUUAACACACCUGCUCCCCAUUCACACCCGAGACCUUGUAACACUAACGAGUCACAUGACACAGGGGAGGGAAAAUUGCUAAUUGGGCCCAAUUUGGACAUUUCCACUUAGGGGUGUACUCACUUUUAUUGCCAACGGUUUAGACAUUAAUGGCUGUGUGUUGAGUUAUUUUGAGGGGACAGCAAAUUUACACUGUUAUACAGGCUGUACACUUACUACUUCACAUUGUAGCAGAGUGUCAUUUCUUCAGUGUUGUCACAUGGAAAGAUAUAAUAAACUAUUUACAGAAAUGUGAGGGGUGUUCUCACUUUUGUGAGAUACUGUAUUUCAGUUGAAAAUAGACAAAAAUGUUAGGGACCACUGUCAAGUAUUACUGAAAUACUUUGUUCAAAGCAGUGUAUAGUACACCUACCCAGUGCUGCAAGUCACAAUAUUUGACAUAGUUUUUGUAUAGAAAACAUUGAAUAUCCUGUCUACUGUCCUCGAAUUGUAUAACAAGGUAUUAGAAAAGAAAUCUAAAAAAAAUAUCUAAAAACUGGAUUAAAUCCAUGGUUUUCCAUAAGCAAGAUGCAAGAAUCUUUAUUUAUAAAAAAAAAAUAAAAAAAUCUUCUACGUAUAUUUUCUAAUAUAUUUUCCUGUCUCUACUUAAAACCUCUCCCACUUUCUAUUUAAAUAAACAUGCUCUUUAUAGAAUGAUUUCAAAGAAAGUGGAAGAUGUUGUCUUUUUCACACAAGACUAUCACAAAUAACAGCUGACUUCUAAAUUGUCAUAAACGAUAUCUUAUUAACUUGAUUCAGAAAAAAUAUGAAAGCUAACAUUAUUUACUAUUAAUAUCUGCAGGCCACCCUGCUGAAGAUCUGUGGUGCUUUAGGAUUUGGAUUCCUUACCUCUACUUUACUGAUCUUAUUUGCACACACUGGCUUUAAACCUGAACUAGAUUGCUCUAAACCUAUGUGCAUAUCCUGGCAAACCAGAAUCAAAAACUGCAAGGUGCUGCUUUAAAGAUUCCCCUUUUGCAUUUAAUUCCUAACUUUAUAUAUAUUUUUUUUCUUUUAAAGAAUUCUGUGCAAAAAAGAAGCAGUUUUAGAGCGGCUUGGCAAUAACCAAUGCUGUUUCAAUACCUAAACCACAGACGCCCUCUGUAGCUCACAUGGCAGUAAUAGACUGCAAGCUUUGGUGGCAGCUUAAAGGACCACUUUAGGCACCCAGACCACUUCAGCUUAAUGAGGUGGUGUGGGUGCCUGGUCCAGCUAGGGCUAACCCUUUUUUUUUUUUAAUAAACACAGCAGUUUCAGAGAAACUGCUAUGUUUACACUGAGGGUUAAUCCAGCCUAUAGAGCCUCUAGUGGCUGUCUCAUUGACAGCCGCUAGAGGCGCUUGCGUGCUUCUCACUGUGAAAAUCACAGUGAGAAGACGCCAGUGUCCAUAGGAAAGCAUUGAGAAUGCUUUCUUAUGGACUGGCUGAAUGUGCACGCGCCUCCUGCCGUGCAUGCGCAUUCAGCCGAUGACGUCGCUAGGAAGAAGGAGAGGAGGAGGAAAGCUCCCCGCCCGGCGCUGGAGAAAGGUAAGAUUUUAACCUCUUCCUCUGGGGGCACCCUCAGGGCACUAUAGUGCCAGGAAAACUAGUAUGUUUGUUUUCCUGGCACUAUAGUGGUCCUUUUAACACAUCAUUGUAGUACAGUGUUGACCGCUAAUGCAGUGUUAACUUCCAAUUUAUCAGAGACUGUGCUAGGAGAACCACAGUUUGUCAACUGCUCAUAUGGUUUGAUACAAAGUGGGGGAAGACACCCAAAGAAUCCUUACCCCACAGCUAAUACACUGAGAUGUAUGGUGCUCUUUUAAUGUACUUUCAUAAUACGGUUGUACAUUAUUAGAAUACUUUGUUUUGAUUCCAUGACUUGCAUGAAUUGAAAUUAAUAAUCCAUGUCAGUUUCUAAACACGCUCUAACAUGUAAUUCUCGGUUUCAGUGGCCUCUUGGUUUAUUUCACCAUUGCUGUCUGGUCUGAUGUCUGCAGGGCUGUUUUUCAUGAUCAAGUUUUUUAUCUUAAAUAAGGUAAAUCAAUUCUUUUUAAAAUUAUUAUUCAGUGUUUAUUUACUUUUGUUUUAAAGAUUGUAGAAGCUUAGCUCUUUCAUAUUACCCAUAGAAUAUUUUAAGUGUAUUCUAUUUACACUUCUGUAUGCAAAAAUAACCCCAACAGACACAUCUUGAAGAAAUAAUAUUCUACUUAAACAGUUUGCAGUUUUGUUUUUUUUCUUGUUGGUUUUGAUGUCGACUUGUUGUUUGCCAGUAUCAUCUUGAAAAUUGUUUCUCUGUUUUUCAGGAGGAUCCGGUACCUAAUGGACUACGAGCACUCCCAGUGUUUUAUGCUGCUACGAUAGCAAUUAAUGUCUUCUCUAUAUUAUACACAGGGGCCCCAUGUAAGUAAGAAAUGAACACAAAACUCGUUUGCAUUGAUUGUAAAAGGAGAUUAGAUUAUUUAGAAAGUUUCUUUAAUUCAAUGUGUAUUCACAAAUAAGGUUUAGUCUACUACCUUUCGGGGUGUGUGUGUGUGUGUGUGAGAUGUCUUUGUCCAUACAAUCAGAUGAGUUAUAAACCUACCCCCAACACUCUAGUUAAAUAAUAAGAUGUAUGUGAUGAAGACUUUCUUCUUGUAGUUAAAUUAAUCAAAUAAGAACAUUCAGAUGAUUCCUAUUGGUUCCGAACCACAUUCCAGAACUCGCAAACAAAGAAAGCUUUGUGAUUACUGAUACCAACUGUUAAUUAUGCUCAACCCAGACACCUUUAUCUAAUUUGAAUAGAAUACCUAAUUUGAGAUUAUGCAGGAGCAGCACGGCCCCAGGAAGCACCUCUAGUAGCCAUCUGAGGAGUGGCCAUUGGAGGUAUCCCUAGGCUGUAAUGUAAACACUACCUUUUCUCUGAAAACAUUUUUUUACUGCAAAAAGCCUGAAGGGGAUGAUUAUACUAAUCAGAUCAAAUACAAUAAGCUGUAGUUGUUUUGGUGACUAUAGUGUCCAUUUAAAUCCUAGAGCGUAUUCUUGAUUGGUUUGACAGUUUAACAUUUUCAUCACUACUGGAAGUAUUCUUUGGACCACAGAAGAUCAGGUCAAGAGGGCUCACCCAUUGUUUCUAAGCUCAUCUCUGUAUACUUGCUUCAAAAAUUACAUUUUAUUUUUAACAUGAUGCCUUUUUGGCUAUGUCUUUGAUCAACCAUUCUGACUUUAUUGGCAAUGACACUUGCUGCCAAACGUGUUGCCAGAAUACAGAAACAGAUUUUAAAUGUCACAUUUCGAAUCACUACUGCACAAUUUGUUGGCUCUCUUAUACAUACAAAAAGGAGAGUCUGCAUUUUAUCUACCCAGUCAUUGUUUUAUUUAAAAUACAGUGUGCUGGAGUGUAAUGUCCAAAAUAAUAAAAAAAAAUCUGUAAAUGUUGUGUAUGAAAUCGUACAUCAAAUGGCUGGACAAUGAGUGAUGAUUCAUCCAGUUUCCUAGAAUAUGUCCCACAAUUUCUUGAAGGAGUUGGUUACUGUUCAAGAGCUUCAGAUAAAAUGCAUAAAGAUAAACUUUUUAAACUUCUAUCAGAUGUGGAUCCAUGUUUUGCUAAGCUGCUGGUUCCACACUGCUAUAAACCAUCCAUUCCCAACCUUUUUUGGAUCAAGGCACACUUUAAUAAGAGGAACAUUUUCUAGACACACCUAUAGUUUUACCUUGUAAGCCAUGUAAGAGAAGUAUGCCUCUAAGAAAAAUAAAUACUUAAGAAUUGUAUUUAAAAUUAACGCUCUAGGGUUCUUUAAACUUUUUAGAUCACUGGUCCUCCCUGUAAUGGUUAAAAAUAGCUUUUUACUUCUAUCCUGCAGGGAACUUUUCUUAAUUUGUUUAGCCAUGCCUUCUUGGCUGAGAUCAACCUAGGAAAGAAUUGCAAGACUAGUACGUAUGCACAUCAAAGUGCCACUCUGGGUCAAUCGGCGUAUCCAUGCAUCUCUAUGAGGAGCGUUCAACAUCUCCACGCAGAGCAUGCAAACAUUGCAGGACCUAACCAAGGAAACCUGUCUAGUUGAUUUCUAAAUGACAGCCGCUAGAGGGGUUACUAGGAAUCAAUGUAAACACUUUCUUUUCACUGACAAGGCAGUGUUUACAUUGCUGAGUGCGCAGGCACAGGCUAUAGACACCAAAACCACUACAUUAAGCUGGAGUGGUUCUAGUGACUAUAGUGCACCAUUUAAGCUCAUAUUACUUUCACUCUUCCUUGAGGAUGAUUGUUCAGGAGACAGAACAGUAGUUAUAAACCUUCCGCAUGGUUAUGCAAUGUACAUCUGGUAAGUUUCGUUUAGAGUAUUCUUUUGCUGAUUUUGUAAGUAUCAAUCUUUUAAAUGUGUUGUGUGACAUUUGGCUGCUACUUAUAAUCUUAUUGUCUAGUGGUUGCUAUGUCAAAACUAAACAAACUGAAGAUAGUCCAGAAGUAUCUGGCAGCUAAAUAGUUCUUCUCAUAAAAUGAGUGUAGCUCUAGUCCUUUAAACCCCUCUAUCCUUAUAUUUCUUAAUUCGGUAGAAAUUAUGCAGUGCAGCAGUGUUAUAAGUGCCUUUUGCUAUGUGUAUGAGUUUACCAGCACUCCCAAAGUAGAAGAUGUGAUUCUGAGCAUGAAGAUAUUUUUUUUUUUUUCUUCACUCUCAAAUAGGGAACUUAGAAAGCAACCAGCAUGCAACUAACUAGCAACAUGGUCUGAACUGGCAGUGUAAAUGGCUCUGUGUACUGAUGAAGGAACUUGUUGUAUAAACACAUUGAUCUGCAGGACCAAUGUGCAAUAGCAUAAUGUCGCUACAUAAAUGUUAAUACAUGCCAAUCUCCAACUCAAGUUUAGAUUCAUAGGGGACUAUAGCAUAGAUACAGGCAAGUAACAAACUCUUACAAAUCGAUAAACUAUUAAGGACCUUCCUGUUCGUAAGAACAUGUGUAUGACAGUUGUACCUUCAGAUAGGUACAGAUGUCGUUUAACAUUGUGCUUACCUAAUUGACAGAAAAUGCAUAUAUUCAAAUAUACACUAUUUUACAAUAUAAUAUUUUGUUUUAUGUAUUUAACUUGUUGAAUCACUUGUUUUUCCUUAGCUUUCUGGCCACUGUAAGUCAGCAUAGUGAGCUUAGACAAAGUAGAAAAGACUGAAACAAAGCGAGUGAUUUAGCAAGGUUUGGCCAACACUUCGCUGUCUAAUUUUCUAUGCUUUUUUUUUUUUUUUUUUUUGGUGCAGUUUUUUAAAUUUGAUAGAAGCACACACACACAAUAAAUAUCCCCAACAUAUGAUUUUCACCUGGACUAAACUGGUUUGCGAUGUCAAAUGCUAAAUGUGUGAUGGACAUAUAAAAGAAAACCAUGCAUCACAUGUAAAAAAAGAUUAACACAAGUUAUAGGUUUUACAUUUUCAGUGGUGUAAUUUCUAGGGAAGCAACAGUUCCUCUAAAAUGUACCAUUAGUGUUUGCCAUUUUAUUUUAUAGUUUAACUUUUUACAACUCUUAUCACCUUAGCCACAUGUCAAUUUAGGUUGUUCAAAUCUUCUUAUUCUCAAUUUGUGUCCUGUUGCGACCUAUAGGCGCAUCCCCUUGAGUCAAUGCAUCUCUAUGGGGAGCAUUCAGCUUUGCUUGAAGACACUUAAUGUAAUGCAAUCUAUGCAUGAUCUUGUCCAGGAAGUUCUUUUAAGUCACAGCCACUAGAGUUGACCUUGGGCAGUUUAAACUGCUGAGCCUGCAGGACUGGAUUUUUAUCCCAGAACCAUUACAUUGAAUUCUAGUGGUUCUGGUAAAUAUAGUGUCCCCUUAACCAAUCACUAAAACGAUACAUCUGAGUUUGAGUAUCUGUGCUUAAUAACUGAAGAUUUGGAGUGUAACAUGUGUGCUGUGUGGUCCAACUAAUACAAGAGUGCAUGAAACCAGUGAUAAUUUCUUACCUGCGGCAUCAUACCUUGCUCCUAGGUAUAAAUCAUGUUUGUCAAGCUCUGUUCUGUAUGAUGUGGGUGUGACACGAGCUGUGUUAUGUGGGUGUAAUGAUAUUGUUAUUGCAGAGAAUUGAGAUAUUAUUCAUAUCAUUCUUGCAAAUGUAUAUUUUGUUAAAGGUGAACAUUGUAACUUUUUUUUUUUUUCUUUUCUUCACAGUACUUGGACUAAGUGACUUUCCAGUGUGGGGCACGGCUCUCAUUUCGAUAGGCAUUGCUGUGUUGUUUGGCUUAUUAGUGUGGUUCUUCGUAUGCCCAUGGAUGAGAAAGAAGAUCGCAAGUAUGGUUUCCAUUUUCUUGCGUUAAUGAACUUCAAUUUAAAUUGGCUUCUGUCCCAACUAAAUGCUACCUUACAACUCUGUGUAGAUCACAUAGGGAUCUUCGUCAGUCUUCUGCAAGUAAUGUGUCUUUAUGAAUUUCAAGCUGAAAUAAUGGCUGUGAUAUUAUGCCCAUGUCUAGGGAUGAUUCUCUGUUUUAUUAGCUUCUUAAAUGGAUGCUCCAGGUUCUAAAGUCUGAAUUUCUUUUAGGGGUUAACAUGACGUAUCCCUUGUCUCAAUUCAUAAAAGUUCAGAUUUUAAGAGAAAUGUACACUUGUUUAAGAAUUUAUUUGGCUGACAUCCAUGAGGGCUUAUGAUUCACUCCCAUUGAGCAAUUCUUUAAAUGGAAGUGAGAGCUUCUAUAGCAAAGCAUUAGUCUGUUUUCCUAGGAAAAUAGCAUUUGAUUGGUGCAUUUAUAACAAUAACUGUGCAUGCACCAAUUAUGGCUGAAAGGAAGGGUAGAUUCAUGUCAUGAGCCAUAUCCCAGGGGAGGAGCAGACUUGUGGUUGGAGAAGCAGGUAAGUAAAUGUUGUUGGUUUUUAUAAAUUUUUUCUUCUCAUUUAUGAAGUGUACGAGGCAUUUAAUGUAUUAAAGGAACACUCGAAACAGUAAAACCAAAUAGGCAUGUUUUAGUGUUACAUUAUGGUAUCGACAGCCAGCACUCAAGUAAGUAUUUCUGAUUAAACAAUAUAAAAACUUUAAUAUAGUUGUAAAAAAACACUAUAGGGUCAGGAACACAAACAUGUUUUCCUGUCCCUGUGUGUAAAACCACCAUUUAGAUGGCUCGUCCUCUAUUUACCCCCUUAAAAGAGUAAUAAAACUUGCCUUAUUUCCUGAUGUGCUGGCCCCGCCCCCGAUCAGCCUCCUUGCUGACAUAAUCAGAAUUUCUGACUUUUAAAAUAAAUUUUAUUUUUUUUUCCAUCCCCAUGGGAAAGCAUUGGAUUGGCUGAAAUCACAAGGGGGUGGGGGCGAGGCCAAACGCCAGCUUGGCCCAUCAGCACCUCAUCAUAGAGAUGAUUUAAAUUAAUGCAUUAAAGGAGUGUCCCUAGGGGGCAAUGCAAACAGUGUUUGCAUUAAAAUGCCUGCAGGGAAUGAUUAUACUCACCAGAGCAACUAAAUUAAGUUGUAGCUGUUCUGGUAACUAUAGUGUCCCCUUCUAAUGUUUUUCUACCAUGAUUCAGGCAUAACUCAGAUAUUCAAUAUGUCUUCUCAAUUGUGUUCACCAUUACAAUUUCUCCCUGCUAAGGCUGUACUGCAAAAGAAAAGUAUUUUUUUUUUUAUUAAUGCAUUAUGAAUGUAUUUCACAGUUUUGUGAACAGAAACACCAGCAUUUUAUGAAUGUGCAUGUGAUUUGUAAUGUGAAUGUGAUUUAAGCUAGGCGAAACACUUUCAGUGUGUUUCCCCUCGCUUACAUUUUCCAAAUCUAAAAUGAAUAAACAUGUACUUGUGGAUUUAUAUAGUGUGCGGUCUGCUUCUAGGAAAGUGUAAAGAAAAAGGCAUAUGCUAGGGCUAUGCAUCAAAUAGACAAAGGUUUGCUUCCUCCUCUGCGUAAUCACAUCCGUUUAUCUUGUAUGUUAUCUAUGUGCAAAAACUAGAAUAUUUAAAUGCAAGUAGUUUUGUUACUUAAUGCAUUAUAUAUUAAGGGGUUCAUUUGGGAUUAAAUUAAAACUAUAGUGAUCCUUUAAUCUGUUUUAAAUGUUGGGGGGUUUUUUUGUUUCUUUUUUGUUGUUGAUGUUUUUAUUAUUUUAUAUCUUGCUCUAAUUUAAUAUACACUGUACAAGAAGGCUGUAAUGCACUAGAAUAAAAUGACCAGAUCAGACAUGUAUAGGUGCACUAGAGCUAGAAAAACAUAAAAGGGUUUGCAAAAUAAAAGUAAAACGGGGCGAGGGUGCGCAGUGAUGUAGCAUGUUUGCAUGCCACGUGCGCGUUCUGAGGUGGGGCGGACGGAUACUGCGGUGGGAAUGAAAUUCUGAAUCUACGUUGACGAGCAGGACGACAAUGGUGGAGGGUAUUGGAGGAAGGAGAGCGAGUUUGGAGUACAGCUGACUUGACUCGAUGACUGAGGUUGUAGUGGUCGCAAAGAGGUGAAGGAGGGGAAAAAAGCCUAGAAGUUUCCAGGAGAUCUCUAAUUGGAAAAGAGAAAAAAGGAAGCAGGUCACAGAUAUGCUAAAUCUAAGAGGUGUACAGUAAAGUAAACUAACAUUCUCUUUAAAUCACAUGUAAAUUGCUCUGUGCUUUGCUGAUCUAUAUUUAGCAAAUAUAAUAUAUUAUAUAAUAUAUAAAUCAAAAGGUAUCAAAAGAAAGAAGAAAAAAAACUGAAUAAGAGAGGGGAGAAGAGGAAAGGAGGAAUUGGAAGAGGAAGAGAAAGGGGGAGACAACGUUAUAUCACAACUUUGUGUUAAGCUACAAUAUCAUUAUUAAACAAAGCGCAUCUUAAUCUGAUAAUAAGCACUAUAUUACUAUUAGCAAAGAAAGUUAUGAGGUCUCCCUGAAGAAUGACCCACCUCUCUACCUAGCCUUUUUAAAGGAUCACUAUGGUCACCUAAAUUACUUUAGCUAAAUAAAGCCGUUUUAGUGUAUAGAUCAUUCCCCUGCAAUUUCACUGCUCAAUUCACUGUCAUUUAGGAGUUAAAUCACUUUGUUUCUGUUUAUGCAGCCCUAGCCACACCUCCCCGGCUAUGUUUGACAGAGCCUGCAUGAAAAAAAAAAAAAACUGCUUUCACUUUCAAACAGAUGUAAUUUACCUUAAAUAAUUGUAUAUCAAUCUCUAAAUUGAACUUUAAUCACAUACAGUAGGCUCUUGCAGGGUCUAGCGAGCUACUAACAUAGCAGGGGAUAAGAAAAUCUUAAUUAAACAGAACUUGCAAUAAAGAAAGCCUAAAUAGGGCACUCUUUACAGGAAGUGUUUAUGGAAGGCUGUGCAAGUCACAUGCAGGGAGGUGUGACUAGGGUUCAUAAACAAAGGGAUUUAACUCCUAAAUGGCAGAGGAUUGAGCAGUGAGGCUGCAGGGGCAUGUUCUAUACACCAAAAUGGCUUCAUUAAGCUAAAGUUGUUCAGGUGACUAUAGUGUCCCUUUAACCAAAGUUGGAAAAUAGACUCUAUACAGAUACUACUGACUGCUGGGUUAAUAGCCUCAUUAUCCAUCAACUCUGGUUACUCUCUACUGUGAUCUACUGGCUGUUUGAUUCUGCUUUUUUCAGGGGGGGUUUCUCUUUUUUUUUUUGUUAUUUUCCGUGCUCAAUUGUACAGGAAGAGCAUUUCAGGCAUUUCUUGGGUUUUCAAUUUUCAUGUAUAAAGCGGUUACACAUAUUUAUAUAACAUUUGUGGUUUGUUUCAAGUUGUACAGUGAAAUGCUUGUGAUGAGCACCUUUGUGUCGUGUUCAUGUUUGGGGGCAAGCCCAGGUCUGUCUGAGUGGUGGUAUGCUAGUGAUUGGUUUGUAUUGCGUUCCCGUGGUGCUACAAGCGUGUGGUGUGGUGCAGGCGGAUGUCGUGUUGCUGAGCAGCCUGUUCUCGUGUGGUCACAUGUUUGUUUCUUGCUGUGUGAGUGCCAGGUUUUGAAUAUCUCCUGGGUGCUGUGCGCGGCGUGCUUGUCAGGUGUGCAUAUGUGUUGGUCCCAGUAGCCUUUUAUUUGUUGAGUGGGGUGGGUGUGUAGACCCUUUGUGUUCAGGGAUUGUGGUUGUGUUCCUGUGUGGGAUACGCCUCAUGUGAGUUUGGUGCAGCCGUAAUAUAUGCAUAAAAUGACAUGAACAGAAUAGCUAAACAAUAAAAUAAGUAACAUAAGGCUAUAGGCAUUCCAUGGUUGUAUGAGAGUUUAGGUUGUCAGCUUGGCUGGUAUGGGCCGGGUAGUUUUGUGGUUGUGUCAAGGCUUGUUAAAAAGACAUACUUUGAAAAGAGAUAAAACCUAAAAUGGACAAAAGUAUGAUGGGGUUUUUCUCCACAAAUGCUCCUAAGGAUCAGAGAGAAAAAAACUCCUAAUUUGAGCAUUGAAAGAUCUGCAAAUGUCAGCCUUGCUUCGCAAGCAGAAUUAUAAGAAGUGUCAUCUUCUUAUUUAAAAAUCUGUCUCGAUUCUAUAUUAGAGACAAUCAAAGAAGAAAUAAGAGCCAGCCAGUGCAGCAGAAAUUAAAGGAGAAAUCACAUCAAUAGGCAAUAGAUUAACUAGCUUGGAAGAAAGAAUUUAACACAUUGAGAAGAAAUAUCUGGAUUCAAAGACCGGACAAUCAGUUAUGUAACAAAAACGUAUAAGGUUGGAAGAUAAAUUAGCAGAUUGAGGAUCGAGCUAGAAGACACAAUCUAAAAGGUUCUGCAAUAUACCAGAAGUAGUAACUACAGAAAAACUGCAGGACUAUCUACAGGAAUUGUAUAAGAAAAUAUAAAAAAAUAUACCUGAUCAGUACCCUAUUAUGAAUCGGUGUGGCACAGAAUGCCUAAACCUAAAGGUAUUCCUGAAAGAUCAACAAGAGAUGUUAUAGUUAAUUUCUUCGCAUAUCAAAUGAAAGAACAAGUCUACAAGGACUAGCUUUUCCAAUUUACUCGUCUUUCAAGACUUUUCAUACAUUACCAGCCUUAAAAGAAAUCCUUCGAUUCAGCUGGGAAAUUGAAAAACUGGGUAAUACAGAAGAACUGGGAUUAAUGUAUAAGAUACCCAUUGGAAGAUGUAUAAAACGUGAGAACGAUAAGAUCUCAGAUCAAUGUCGUUGAAGAGAAGGAUUUCCCUUUCUUCUCUCUAAAGAAGCUAUGAUCUAACAAUAAGAGGCAUUUAAAAAAAAUUUUUUUUUUAAAUGCAUAUAAUCAGACAUUUAUUGAUCCACUAUUUGCUUAGUUAUUGAGGAGUUAUACAUGUUUGACUGUAUGACUGUACAUAUACAUGUGGAAUCUUAUUUUAUUUUUAUUUAUUUUUCUUCUUCAUUUUCGCCAUUUCAUGCUUUAUUUUUCGCCAUUUGUUGAAUGAAAGGUGGAUCAGAUGUGGAUCCUUUUCUGUUUUUGUAGUUGGAUGUCUUUUAAUGUUUUUGUAUUGUUUGGCGGCAGAGCUCAGAGAGUAAAAAUUGAUCUUAAUGGUUAAAAUAUUAUCGGUCAAUACACAGGGGUUAAAUUCACCUCACAAAAGGUCUAUAGUCUUAACAUAUCUGACAAACGUAAGGGUAGACAUUGCUUUCGCUAAGGAAACUAACUGGAGGGGAAAGUGAUAGAAUGAUGUGGAAAUCUCAAAAAUAUCCAAGGCUGAUAACUGCCUUUAAACAAAGCAAAAGGUCUUGUGGAGUUGCCAUCCUCUUCUCAGAAAGACUGCAAGUAGACUUACUUUAUCAAUACUUAGAUGCAGAGAUAGCAGGACCGCUAUCUAAUUGUUGUAUGUCUAAUCAAAUAUACCCUGGGGGAUGUUUAUAUCCCAAAUAUUACUCCGACUAGAACAUUAAAAAAGAUUCUGGAUUAAAUGGAGGAAGUUAAAGAGGGUAUUUGUAUAAUCACAGGAGAUUUUAAUUCUGUUUUAAGAUCCUACUCUAGACAAAAAAAAGCCUGAAGGUAUUAAAGUGAAUAACUUGGUUACCAAACAAGCUAAAUCUUUGUACAACAUUCCAAAUCAAUACAACUUGUUUGAUAUAUGGAGAUUAAUCCACCCCUUUGACAGGGAUUAUACCCAUCUUUCCAAAACUCAUAUUUCUUAUUCACGAAUCGAUAUGAUCUGGGGAAACUCACUACUCCUAGAGGAAGUUAAAGCAAUAGAGAUAAUAGACAAUGCGUGGUCAGAUCAUAGUAUAAUAAAUAUGGAAAUACAAAAUAAAUAUCCACAACUAAAUAGAUCUACUUGAAAGCUUAAUUACUUUCUUUUGAAAUAUGAAGGCAAUUAUGAAUAGAAAAUAGAAUUUUUUUUCUUAGACCAUAAUCUUCAGGACACUUCGCCAAUUAAUAAUUGGUGUGCUUUCAAGACCGUUAUGCGUGGACAACUCAUUAAGCUUCAGAGUAGAUAUAGUAAAAAACAAGGUAAAAAAUUAUCAGCUUUAUACCCUAAGAGGAGUAAGAUUCUCCCUACAAAAGAAAUUCUGACUGAAAUAACUCAAGUCCAGAAUAAAAUCAAACUGUGUUUGUUAGAUCGAACGAUGAAAAAUACAAGACCCCUGGUCCCGAUAGAUUUACCAUCCAAUUCUAUAAAUUAUACAGUCAUAAAGUUAUUGGAGCUAUGGUUUCAACUUUUAAAAGCACCAUUCAAAUAGGAGAAUUCUCAGCCGAAAUGACCAGAGCUAAUAUAAUACCAAUUCUAAAACAAGGGGAAAACUCCACAGAGGUUGUAAACUAUCGACCAAUAUAAUUAAUAAACGUCGAUGUUAAGAUUUUUCCCUUAGUUGUAGCUAACAGACUUUUUGAUAGAAUUAUUAAUCCAUCGACCGCUCAUAUAAGAUCUAUCCAACUUAUUCUGAGGUUUGUUGGAGAUUUAACCUAGAGGUGGGUACAUAUGAACAUAUCUAUUGGAAAUGUAAGGGUAUAAAAAGAAUAUGGAAUUGGAUAUUUGCUUUAUUAGAAGAUAUGGGUAUUAAACUUUUUUAAAUCUACAACUGUAGCUUUGUUACUUCUUGACUGGCCUAUUUUGGAACAACUAGAUCAAUGCCUAAUUAUCCAUUGUUUUAUUGCGAUCAAAGUAUUGAUUGCUCAUUCAUGGAAAGACUAAGUUUUUUCAUGGGCACAUAUAAAAAACAAAAAACAAAUGAUAUUGCAAAGGAAUAUGGAGAAGAAAUAUACGUAUAUAACCUCCCCUUCUGGGGAAUAAAAAAAUAAUCUAGAAAGAUGGUCUCGCUACAUAGAACAAUGGUUCCCACUCCCCUGAGUAGAUGAUCAAAACAAAUUUUUAAUUAUAAUUUCUGCUGAAAAUCAAAAUAGGGAUAUCUGUGAGCUCUGACCCCCUUUUUGUUUGUUCUUUUUGUCUGUAAUUGAUAUUUGUAGAAUGCAUACAAUAUAGAAUAUUGAUUCUUCUAUUCUCUUUGGUAGAAAUGUGCAUUAUUGGUGUGUAUGCUUUGGUCUUUCUAUGUCAAUCCUUUUUGUCAAUGCAAAACUAUAAAACAGACUUUUAUUUUAGACAAAGCAGAGAAAAACGGGAGCGUGUUGCACAUAGAACUAAAAUAAUAAUGGUCAAUACUCCAUUAACAGUGGAAAAUCAGACUCAUAGAUGCCACCUCAUCAUAGGAAUGUAUUAACUUACUUGGAGAUGGAUCUAUCUGUCCUGCUCCGGAGAGCCAGGCAUUUCACUAGCUGUGUACUCCUGCGAGAUCAGGCAUAGAAAGGUUGCAAAAAUAUGGUUGAGUUUGCUAAGAAUAUCGCUUGAAUACUGGUGAGGGCGCCACAGAUGCUGCCAUCUUGCCCGUCGCUGUAGUCAUCGGUCGCAUAUCUGAAUAUAUGUCCUGAGAUGUAAGAGGAAUUUCAGGACCGGGAUAACCCGCACCGGACCAAAGGGGGGUGGGGAUAACAAUUGCUGCAAUCACUAGCCUAUGCCGUCCCACUCGCGCUAAGUCAGCAAGAAGGCAGCCAAAAGUGACCUGCCUAAAGUCCCCAAUCGACAGGUGACUGAGGUUAGUUGCUAAGAUCAGUUAUAUCUGAUUAUUACACAAAAAAUCUGGAUGCUUUAGGAGAGCUGCAGCCCUGUGCAUCCUCUCUGCAUGGCAGCCAAGCCCCCCAUUUAAAUGUUUUUGGUUUUAAUAAUAAAAUUCUCUAGGAUUUCCCUUUUCUCGUUACAUAGAAAUCUCCGAUUGCACUCCAAAGUGUAUUUAUACUGCAUAAUAAUGCAAUCCACGUAGCAAGCUACAUUAUGCUGAAUAUUGAAUGCAAUCUUUAUUCUCCUACUGGCUUAUUAGCUUCAUGUAAUAAAUGCAAUUGUAAUGCUACCUUUUAUUAGAGACAGUAAGUGACCUUUUUUGGUGUUUUCAAAUUUAGUAUCAUAUGCUGUAAUGUCUCUGCUUUUGAUGUUUCAACAGGUCGAUUAAAGAAAGAAGGGGCAUUAUCCCGUAUAUCAGAAGAAAGCCUAGAUGAAAAAAACCAAGAUGAAGAGUCUCCUGUCUUCAAAGAACUGCCUGGUGCAAAGGGAAAUGAUGAAAGUGUGGUGCCUCUCACUAGUUCCACCACUGAAGCAGCUGUAGGAUCUGAUCCCAUAGCCAAUGGAAAUACGAGAAUACCAUAUGGUAUGCUUGGCUUUUUUUCCCCCCGUCUUACUAUUUUUGGUAGCUCUGAUUUUUCUCAUUACCAUGUCUCUCGUAGAAUGUGUAAAAUAAGAACGGAAGGACACUUGGGAUGUGUUUGCUUUUGUUGCUGCCAUAUAUAUAUAUAUAUCUAUAUAUAUAUAUAUCUAGAUAUCUAGAUAGAUAUAUAUAUAUAUAUAUAUAUCUAUAUAUAUAUAUCUAGAUAUCUAGAUAUAUAUAUAUAUAUAUAUAUAUAUAUAUAUAUAUAUAUAUAUAUAUAUAUAUAUAUAUAUAUAUAUAUAUAUAUAUAUAUAUAUAUAUAUAUAUAUAUAUAUAUAUAUAUAUAUAUAUAUAUAUAUAUCUAGAUAUAUAUAUAUAUAUAUAGUAAAGUAGUUGGCUGCACUCUCGGAUUCCAAUAAAAUAUAACUUUUAUUCCAGCUUCUAAAACAGAUCAACGUUUCAGUCCAACUUGUGGACUUUCAUCAGGAUAUAAUAUAAUUACUUUAUUAUUGCUUGCCUUUUAUUAAGGGUUCUCUUGAUUAAAAUGCAUGCACAACUAAUACAUUUAUAUAUAUUUUCCCUGUAUAAUAGUAGAGAGAAAGGUGUGUGUUUAUAUAAAUCUGUAUAACAAUUUUGCACAGAUGUGUGUGUGUGAGUAUAUCUAUAGAUGGAUAGGUAGGUUUAUAUAUAUGUAUACAGUGCUGCAGUAUAAGUUGGCACUCUAUAAUUAUAUAUAUAUUUAUUAUAUGUGUGUGUGUAUAUAUAGUGUUCAAGUAGAGAUUGUAGUCAUAUUAGUCCAGUGAAAGAUGUAAAAACCAGAUAAAACUCAUAUCUUGUAAUACCUUUUUUAUUGAACUAACAGAAUUUUGUAAUGACACGCUUUCUGAAGAACCUCCUCAAAUCUAAAGCAUUUCUGGGCAUUUGAGAUAUAUAUAUAUAUAUAUAUAUAUAUAUAUAUAUAUAUAUAUAUAUAUAUAUAUAUAUAUAUAUAUAUAUAUAUAUAUAUAUAUAUAUAUAUAUAUAUAUAUCAAGGAUUUUUAUACUGCCAACUUAUACUACAGCACUGUACAAAUAACAGAACCGUAGGUGAAGACAAAACAAGCUUACUAUAUAUGUAUAUUUAGACUUAUUUUAACCCCUUAAGGACCAAACUUUUGAAAUAAAAGGGAAUCAUGACAUGUCACACAUGUCAUGUGUCCUUAAGGGGUUAAAUACAUAUAUACUAACAAUACAUCAAUAAAGUUUUUCCAAAUCCUGUAAUGCACAGUUAAAGAUCAUUGCAAUUUUAGUUAUUAAAAACUAUUAUGACUAACAGUGAGUGGCACUGUAUUUUGGCGUUCACAAUCUCCGAGCAUGCAUGUCCCUGCCCACCUAAAAUUAUUGUCCGUUUCACUCCCAGACAGCAGCUGCUAUGUAUGACUGCUGGCAUUCAGUUGGCCCAAACAAAACACCUCAUGACUAUUAUGUUCCAUUACAGAAUGCAGUUGCUUAGAACGUUCAUAAUACAACUUGCAUUCGAUACUGUAUAGACCUUAAACCUUUGUUGUUUUCAUUGUUUCCAGGAAGAGCUGCUUCCAUGACAAACGGCUCUAUCAGAUCACCGGUUUCAAACGGCACAUUUAAUUUUGAUGGUCAUAGCAUGAAAAGUGAUGCUCACGUGUAUCACACUGUUCACAAGGACUCUGGGCUUUACAAGGACCUUCUGCACAAAAUACACCUCGACAGAGUAACGGAUGACCGCCCCUCACAUGACAAUAACUACCGGGUACUGAGGCGCAACAACAGUUACACCUGUUACACAGCUGCUAUUUGUGGCAUGCCAGUGCACUCAACCUUCAAAGCGGUUGAUCCGGCCACCCCGGAGGAUAGUGAAAAGCUGGUGGGAGACACUGUGUCCUACUCCAAGAAACGGAUACGGUAUGACAGCUACUCAAGCUAUUGCAAUGCAGUUGCAGAGGCAGAGAUUGAAGCUGAUGAAGGUGCUGUGGAGAUGAAGCUUGCUACUGAACUGGGUGACUCAAAUCCACUCCCGGAUGAUGCGUUGGAGGAGGACAAAGAGGAAAAAGACCAGUCACAAGUCCAUCUCCUCUUCCAUUUUCUCCAGAUUCUGACAGCCUGCUUUGGAUCCUUUGCUCAUGGAGGAAAUGAUGUCAGGUUAGAUAUGUUCAUGCCGUCAAGCAGUGAUGGCUUAUUUACUCGUUUACGUAUAUUAUGUACGUAUAUUGCUCUGCUGCCCCUAGUGGUAACCUGAAAUUCUCUUUGGAAAUUAUUUGUCAAUGCAUUAUUAGAAGCUGUUGAUAGGUCUUACAAUUAAAUUAUCCAACAGUUGAAGUUAUUUUCUUAGCAUAUUUGGAUAUAAGCUGCUGAUCUUAAAAUGUAUAUGAUCUUAAAGAUCUACUCCAACCAAAAACCAUAGAGGACGGACUGGGUAGGGGGAGAGGGGGAUUCAAUGCUGCACCACCAUUGGCUAUCUGGCACCAGCAUGCUGUGCAUUCUGGCAUCAGACACCAACUCUGCACAGAAUUGAUAUUAGCCAGCCUGGAACUUUUUUUUCUGGGCCGGCUAAUGACGCUGCUGGAGGUUGGGUCACACCUAUUUGCAGCAUUUCAUAAGGAAAAUGCUACGCAUACAGAAUGCAGGCUUCAAAUCACUUAAAGUGUUUAUGGUGUUUGGAGUAACCCUUUUAAAUCAAGCAUGUCAACCUCAAAGGCUAAAAAAAAGUUUGACGUAGACCAACACAAAACUUAAAUUACUUGUAUCAUUCUCAUGCAAACAAUAUGUAAUCGCGAGUUUGACAUCCUUGCUUCAAAUGCACAUUGCUGCACAUUUAAUAGAAUGCAAAAUAUAGAGCUCUUGGGUGACAACUUUCAAAAACAUAUAGCCUCUGAUAAAGUUGUAAUUUUUUCACACGGGGACCUUCAGAAAACAAUGCUGGAUAUGUUUUAUUUAUUUAUUACUGGCAUUUAUAAAGCGCCAACAUGUUCCACUGCGCUGUUCAAUUAGUGGAGAAAGUAUACCAUACACAGACAAAUACAAAAGGUAAAGAGGAACCUGCCUGUACGCUGAGAUCUAGCCAUUGAAGCGCUUUUAUGCAAAGUGCUUAGAAUAUUGAGGCUAACUCCUGUAUCGACCCAGUUUCAGCUUCUGAGCAAUCACUCAUGACACAACUAGGUAAAGCUCUAAAGGAGGUCAGUGAAUGUGCCAAGAACUCAGAUCCUGUUUCCACCAAGUAUCCAGUGUAUUUAGUUAUCAAUUUUUGAACCUAAAACCAGUCUUACAUGCAGUCAGCCAUUGCUGGGUAUUAAGUAGCAGAAGGUUAAAACUCUGAGAUUAAUAAUCAUACUAAUAAAAUGCAUUGAGCAGAGGCACAAAGCCUUUCUUAUCCUCCUGUGACGUAUUUGUUAAUUUUGUUUGAUUCUUCUCUGUAUGGAAGCCCAUUCUAAGCACAGUCACUUGAAUUGGAUUUGGUCACCACCAAGCAUUUUAUAGCAUUAAAUGUAGCUUUGGAAAUUUCCUAUAGGUUGUGUACAUUUCAAACUGUGUAAAAGUUUUGGUAAUACAGUUAUUUUUUUAGAACCUCUCCAAAUCCCUGCCUUAUAAUGUCUUAAGCCUUUCCUUGGGAAAUGCUGCAUGUUAACGUAUUCACAUUUCUUAUUUGUCUUCCCCAAGUUACCGGAACACUUUGUUCUUCAAACUGGUAAAUAAAUUAAAUUUGUUUUUGUUUCACUCUCUCUCGCACAGUAAUGCUAUUGGUCCAUUGGUUGCACUUUGGCUAAUUUACCAGCAAGGUGGAGUUAUGCAAGAUGCUACAACGCCUGUGUGGCUGCUGUUGUAUGGUGGCGUGGGCAUCUGUGCUGGUCUGUGGGUGUGGGGUCGGCGAGUAAUCCAAACUAUGGGAAAAGACCUUACCCCGAUUACACCAUCCAGGUAAAGUAAAAUAUAAGUGUAUUGAUUAGUUGGGACUGACAGCAUUUUUAGAAGUUUAGACCACCUGUUUGUAUAGAACAAGUGCAUAUAUAUACGUUGGACACCAGUACUAAAAUGUUUUGAAAUAAGUCCGCAAGUAGCCAGGUUUAAGGUGGACUUGCCAAUGUUUUUUUGGCAGUUUUGGUAAAAUACUCAAUUUUUGUAAACUAAGAAAGAAAAAAAAAGAUUACGGUUCAAUAAUAUCCGGGUGUCAACAGCUGACGAACUGUCCUUUACAUUGCUACCUUCCAGUUAAAUGGUGAUUAGGACACUAUAUAGUGGUAGGAAUACACUUUUGUAUUCUUAAUGCUGUUAUGUUGCUUUAAUUGUAACUUUUAAAUAAUGCGUUAAAAAUGGCAAUUGAUAGAGGUUUUAGUGAAGGGUUAUGUUUUUACACUUAAGAAUUUGUUUUCUAUACAAUGUGCUGCGGAUCGAUUCUGUCUGUUGCUGAAAACUACAUACAGUCUUAUGCAAUACUAAGGCUGCAAUUUCAGUGCUCAGAAUUUUAAGUGAAAUCUAUUUUCUUUUGUUCGUGCAUACAUUGUUUUCUGCAUACAUUUUUGUGCACGCAAGGAUUGGUAGAUUGUAGUAUUCUUGUCAACGGGCUAAAAAACUCUUGAAUGUUAUAAUGUCUAUUGCCAUGUAGAAACACUUUUUGAACUUGAGAUCUAUUACAAGGGAUGACAGUUGUUUAUAAAACCCUUAGAUACCUCUUUAUAAAGCUUAAAUAAGUGAAGAAUCAAAUGUAAGAUAAAGGGAUUUAGAAUUGCAAUUUACUUGUGUUCUGCAAUGUAUUUUUAUAUUUUAUGACUUUUAUUUGUACAUUUAACAAUUACAGAUACAAUAUUUACUUGUUCUCAAACUACAACAUCCAUGAUCCCUACUCUGAGAGUGCUUUCAAUAAUAAAAAGCUUUAGAGACCUGGUUUCCCCUUCCCAUGCACCAUAUAUAGUUUCCUUUUGUCCAAUGUCUGAAAACUGUUUAUAAAUUUAAAUAUGCUGUAAAAUCUUGUACAAAUUUAAAAUCAAUGUUCCAUAGUACAUUUGUCAUAAAGCAAGAAAUGAAUAAUAAAGUGCUCUCUAUCCGUUACUGAACCAGACCAUUAAAAAGUAUUUUUAGCAGUAAGAAAAAAUUGUCUCUCUGCUAGCAGAGCGACCGUGAUUAAAAUUAAAUUGUGACUGUAAAGUGUUUUCUUAUGCUCCCUGCAGUGGAUUCACUAUUGAGUUGGCUUCAGCGUUCACAGUUGUGGUAGCUUCCAAUAUUGGACUCCCUAUCAGUACCACACACUGCAAGGUAUGGCUUUGCCAGGAGACUGCAGCGGGGGUAGCCUUGACUAUCCACGUUGUUUUUCUGCAGUUAAGAUCCAUGUUUAGUGGCAUGAGAGCAUCUAGCAGAGACAAGUCUGAAAGCUUCACGCAAUUGGUUCCCAAGGUUAAUGCUUCAAAUCUUUUCUUAUCUGCAAUAGCCAUUUUAGAUUUAUGCCAGUCUUUAUGUUGUGUUUAAUUUGUACUAUGUAGCAAAAAUCUUAAAUGGCUAUAAUAAAGAUCCUUAUUACUCUUUGAGGACCAUUUUUGGUGUCAUGCUACUUGUGCCACUAAACUGAUCUAGGAAGUUCACCUACUGCUGCUUCCUGCCUCAUCAUAUACCAUUCACUUCUUCUGAUGCAUGCAUGCAUGGCAUAUGGUCUCCUACAUACACCUCAAACUGUGUCUUCUCUUUUUUUUUUUCAUGUUAUUACUUUUCUUCUUCUUCACAGUGGAUUUUGCAUUGAAGUUACGUGUGCAAUAACUGUAUUAGUAGCCUCUAAUGUGGGUAUACCCAUAAGCUCAACUCAUUGCAAGGUAUUGGGGUUUGUAGUGCCCUCAAAAUUAAAAACAAAAAAAAUCACAUCAUUUUUUAUUCUUUUAUUUUUAUUUUUUUGCCUUCAACUGAAAAUUAAAGAAACUGCUGAUUAUUGCAAUUGCCUUCAAUAAAUAUUCCCUCUCUGUAAAGAAAUAGUCACGCACAAAUACAAAAACAAACAUUAAAACUCUGUGAUAGCUUACAUAAGAGCGUAAUAAUUCUAACAAGCGUGCUUAACCGUAACUUGAAUUUGACAUGUCUUUCAAAGCAUUUUUUUUCUCCACAUAAUGAAUGCCUGAUAUGACUUUUGUGACUGGCCAAUUUUAGAAUUUUCAUCUAUUUUUUUUUUAUUUUGUUAUUUUUAGGUUGAGGGAAUUUGUAGGGUGUUUUGAAGGCAAACUGCACACAUCAUUAGUUAAAAUCAGGGAUGGCCAACAGAGGCGGCUCUCUUGCCAUUGUGGAACUAGAGCGUCCACAAAUUCUUGUCGAGCUGAUUUAUUUUCCCGUUGGCCACCAAUGGUUUUUUUUUUAGUAAAUUAUCGAUGCUUACAAAUUAUUUCUAACUUGCUUUAUUUUCUAACUACUUCUCUUCUUUUUCAUAACUAACUACUAAUAACUUAAUGUAUACUUAACAUUGGUCAUAACUCUAGCAAGCUCCUUUUUAUGUGUAUUACAGAUCUGUAGCCCAUUACUUAUAUGAUGUUAAUCACUUUCAUUAAAAUAAACAAUCUACUAGUUUAAAAAUGAUUUCAAUGCUGAAAAAGGAAGCUGUAGCAAAAAUACAAGUUUAUUCUAUGUAGUAAUAUUUUUUUUCCAAAGCUUUUAUAUUCUGAGAGAAUAUUGAUAUUUUGUUUAUUUUUCAGCAGGCUGGGGAGACUUUUUCCACUGCACUUUUUACUGUAACAUGCAUUUCAUGAGAGAGUCUGUUUAGUACUUUCUAAAUCCCAAUUGAACACGUUACUGAGACAUUCCUCCUAACAAUUCAAAUGGACAAAGAGGCACGUGUUAAUUUUAAUGGUGUGUGGAUGGGGGUGCUGCCAGUGGCAAGGCUGUUCUGAGACAUUUUAGGCAAUUUACUCAUAACAAUUUAUACAACUAAAAUAUAAUUUAGGACAAGAACAAUGUGUCUUAUUUACACAGUCUGAUGUCUAAACACGGUUAUUGAAGUUUUAAGAUACAUUACUGUGAAAAGUAUUUCUCUGGAGCUCUGUUAUACACAGAUACAACAAUAACAUGGAAUUUCUAGAAAAGAGGAACAGAGGGAUUUGGGGCCAAAUAUAUAUAUAUAUAUAUAUAUAUAUAUAUAUAUAAUUUACCUAUUAACUAGGCACACAUGGGAAAUAUGCAGAGGGUAUUGGAAUAAAUGGGGAAAAACCUUGUUGGCCAAUGACAACCUUUUCUAUUGAAUGGGUUUGUUUCAGAACAUGUUCAGACAAGUUUUAGGAUUUGCUACAAAUGUGCAGUAGAAAGGUAGGUUAUUUGCCUGGAGCUAUUCCUCAAAGCCGUCGCCAUCUUGUUCCUGGGGACUUCUACAGCUCCUGACAAAUUCUCUGCCAUUAGGUGCUUCGGUGCUGUACUCUUACUCAUACAAGAGAGUAGAACACGGAGGUCUAUGAAAGAUCACAUCUCGCAAUGAGCAAUACAAUACCUGAAUCCAAAAACCACCACUUGCAACGUUUGCUGGGACUGGAUAAAAGUUGACGGUGGAGCUCUUCCCUUUGUCAACUUUUGUUAACCUCAGUCUUGCCCAUAAGACAAAGUUUCUUUGGAUUCUGUUGGAAUUUCACUGAGAUUCCAUCUCUGAUUGUAUUUUUAUAAAAUAGAAGUGACAGACCUACUUUGAAGGGACACUUUCUAAGCACUGGAACCACUACAGCUUAAUAUAAUGGUUUUGGUGUGAGAAGACUUUUCCUGCAAAUUUUUUGAGAACUAAUGAGUAGAGGUUGGCAUUGCUAUAUAUAAUAGCAACUUGUAUUUUGGCUACACUUUUAAAGUGCAUCUGUCAUCCCAAACCCAUAAUUUUAUUUAAAUUAUUUUUAUUUUUUUGUAUUUGGAGUGAAUGUUUGCAGAGAAAAACUACACUUGUUCAUCCUUGUUGCCACUGCUUACACAUACAAAUAUUUUUUGAUAUGCAUGAAAAGUGGCACAUUUAUUUUUAUUAUCACUUAACGUGCUUUCUUAUCAGCCUCAACAUCUGUUUUUUAUUGAUAGUGUUAUAUAGUGUACAAAUUUCCCUCAGACUCCAAAUCAGAAAUCCUUUAUGAUCAAUUUCCCCAUGUAGGCUUCCAGUUCUUUAACAUUUUGUGGUUUUCUCUCUGCUAACAUUCCAAAAAAAAAAAAAAACGUGGGUGACAUAUUCACUUUAGGUUGUUUGACAUAGUAACAAAUCUAAUUUUCUUGCGUUAUGUGAUUCUUGUCUUACACAUUUUUUUUUUAUUUUUUUUUUAAAAUUUUCCCCCUGCUCUCUGAAGGUUGGAUCAGUGGUAUCGGUGGGUUGGAUUCGAUCACGGAAAGCAGUUGACUGGCAUUUAUUCCGCAACAUUUUCCUUGCUUGGUUCGUGACGGUGCCUGUUGCCGGCCUAUUCAGCGCAGCAGUCAUGGCUAUAAUGCAGUAUGGCAUUCUCCCAUACGUUUGA
Pelobates cultripes (western spadefoot toad) is the source of this 81696-nucleotide messenger RNA. Lineage: Eukaryota; Metazoa; Chordata; Amphibia; Anura; Pelobatidae. The record is from the annotation of a GenBank genome assembly.